Loxodonta africana (African savanna elephant) is the source of this 56839-nucleotide messenger RNA. RefSeq names its product TSC22 domain family member 3 (gene TSC22D3). The record is from RefSeq and is a predicted model, not a curated record. Gene Ontology annotation, biological process: negative regulation of activation-induced cell death of T cells; regulation of transcription by RNA polymerase II. The transcript is spliced from 2 exons. NCBI's taxonomy places the organism in Eukaryota, Metazoa, Chordata, Mammalia, Proboscidea, Elephantidae. The coding region runs from base 556 to 1053 and encodes 165 amino acids.
CUCAGGAGUAAUUUACAUGCUGUCACAGCCCGGCGCUGACUCCAGGGCGUGCAGCUCGCUCCCUUGCUCACUCGCGCUCAGCUCCUGCCACCGCUCAGCCGGCACAGCCCAGGGGAGCCCGAGAGCGGGAGAGCCAGGGAGCCGCCGAAGGAGGCAGUACAGGAGGGAGGGAGCGAGGGCGCCCUGCUGCCAGCCCUUCCUGCCGCCACAGGUCCGCCCUGAGCCUGGAUCACACUUGGGAAACUUGGGACUCGCUGGGGCUGCGUGUGGCACCUCAGGGGGGCGACCCCAGCCUCCGAAGAGGAGAAAGAGGAGGAACUGAGCCUGAAGGAUCUGCUCCUAGCUGUUUGUCCAGCUGUUUCUAUUCGCACCCGGGGCAGCCCAGCCAGAAGAGGGCCGAGUAGAGGGUGGCCGGCUUAGGCGCUAGUUGCCAACACUUCUCCUCACAGCUUGUCUUUUCCAGGCACCCUGGAGUCCCCUCAGGCCAGUCCAGAGGGCGCGCACCUGCCAGCCGCCCCUGACCUCUCAGGCCGUGUAAUUCUCGAGCCCGAGGAGAUGGCCCUGCCCAAGACCGACUGCCGCUCACCUGUCGGCCUUGACUGCUGCAACUGCUGCCUGGACCUGGCCCACCGGAGCGGACUCCAGGGAGACAGCAGCGGGGAGAACAACAACCCGGGUAGUCCCACUGUGAGCAACUUUCGGCAGCUGCAGGAGAAGCUGAUCUUUGAGAACCUCAACACCGACAAGCUCAACAGCAUAAUGCGGCAGGAUUCCCUAGAGCCAGUGCUGCGGGACCCCUGCUACCUGAUCAACGAGGGCAUCUGCAACCGCAACAUCGACCAGACCAUGCUCUCCAUCCUGCUCUUCUUCCACAGACAUCAAAUUAUCUCAUCUAAAAUAAACCAGGCCACGAACGGAACAGUUUGGGAGGGAAUCUUCAUUUCUGGUGAAAGACUACUAACAAGUGUAUUCGGAUCACAGACGCUGAAACCCUGCGGAGCGAAAUCCUUAACAAGGUUCCUAACAAUUUUGCAUGACUCUGUUGGAGAGUGACAGCAGGUGGGAGUGGAGGGGAGGGGUGGUGGGAAAAACCUAGAAAGAGCCAGUGUAGCAUUAGCAUUGUUUAAGCUGGGAAAGAAACUGCCCCCUAAACGGCUCUCCCUUAACUCCAUCCAGAAGAAUCUGGUGAAGUGUGAGAGGGGUGCUUCCCUAGGUUCUGGGUCUAGGAGGGUCGGACCUGGGUGAGUGGAGUGUGAAGCUGAGAGUCUGAGAGCCUGAGAUCACAGUGUUCACGUGUGCCUUGCCUUGGGGAGGUUUUCUGAUUGUCUGGGCUCCUUGAAUGGAAAUACCUCCUUUGUCAUAUACUUCACGGACACCUAUUUAUUGACUCUUGGUUCUUGGCAAAGCCUGGAAAUGCUAUGGGGUAGAACUGAUGCUGAGGGCAUCAGUGGAGAGAAGAGGAAGGAUUGUUGAGGAGAUUGUAUCUGAGCACCCUGCCUCCUGGGAUCAGAGCAGCUCAGCACCCUAAAUAGCUGAGAAGCUAAAAAGCAAGCCCCCAGUCUUCCUUGAGGUGGGAGAGUGACAGGGUCGUGUGCUAACAGCCUUGUAUUUCUAACAGGACAAAACGUUCUGUCAUUUCCCUUGACAACAGGGACCCUAUAGACUGGGGAUCCUGAAUUUGGUUUAGGUUUGCCCAGAAUGACAUGCUUAUUAGCAAACGAGGAGAUCAUUGUUGUUGGUUAUUAUGGGACCUCUCCAAUGGCUGGGCUGGGCAGCCUUCACUUAAGUAAAAAUCUCCUCUCUUUCUUACUUCAUUUAUUCCCUGGGUUUCCAUCUUCACAUUUCAGCCAUUGUUUUUACUUCUAUUGCAUUUAAUCAUUUGAUGUUUCGAUUUUCUGUUUGGGCAUCUUUCCCCCUUGAAUUUGCCUACUUUUCAAGGCCACCUCUUAUCCUGGAGAAGCUACUUUCCCCGCCCCGCCCCCGCAACUCCUGCAGCCCAUCCCCUUGGGAAGAAGGGCGAGGCACAUUCUUGAUUUGUAUCUGGUUUGUCUGCUUUGACCUGUCUCUGCCUCCCAACCUAACUCUUGGUUUCUUUGGAGCACAAGAGUAUAAGCAGUUUGAGGGUAAAAAACAAAAAACCAAACCUGUUGCCAUCAAGUUGAUUCCGACUCAUAAUGACCCUUUACCCCAAACCAAACCUGUUGCCGUCCAGUCAAUUUCGACUCAUAGCGACCCUAUAAGACAGAUUAAAACUGCUCCAUAGGGUUCCCAAGCCUGUAAAUCUUAUGGAAGCAGAUUUUAACAUCUUUCUCCUGCGGAGCAGCUGGUGGGUUCAAACCACCGACAUUUCAGUUAGCAGCGGAGUUCUUUAACCACUGUGCCACUAGGGCUCCUGCAAUUUGAGGGUAGGGCUUGAUUUUCCCUCAGCUUUCAGUUUUUUUUUUUUUUUUCAGUUAGACAGUUGGUACUCAACAAAGGUUUUUUAGUUGGUUGACUGCUUAACUGCUGGUGUGGUCCCAUGUAAAGAUUUUACAACUUUAACCUAGUCCUGCAAAACCCUUAUUAAGGUUCGAAUGUGGUUUUCUCAGUUUCAACCACAUGCAGGAACUCUAAAAGCCUGGAAGAAGUACUGAUGGACAUUGUCAUCUGUAUACACACAAAUCAUCCUCAUUGGUAAUGAAGCAGCCCUGGUGGCACGACGACUAAGCACUGGGCUGUUAACCAAAAGGUUGGCUGUUUGAACCAACCCAGCUGCUCUGCGGGAGAUUUGCUCUUGUAAAGAUUAUAUUCUAGAAAACCCUAUGGGCAGUUCUACUCUGUCACGUGGGGUCACUAUGAGUUGAAAAUCAACUUGAUGGUACACAACAACAACAGCAGUAAUGGGCCUGCAGCUUGUUGGUAUGGAAAUAGUGCCUUUAAACUGUUGGGAGGAAGCUGUGUAUUUUAAACACCAUCCUUUCCAUCUUAUGUUACAUAAUACCUAAAAUUGAGUGUUUACAGUGUUGUUGUUGUGUACCAUCAAAACAAUCCUGACUCAUAGCGACCCUAUAGGACAGAGUAGAAGUGACCCGUAGGGUUUCCUAAGCUGUAAUCUUUAUGGGGGUAACCCUGGUGGUAUAGUGAUUAAGAGCUAUGGCUGUUAGCCAAAAGGUUGGCAGUUUGAAUCCACCAGGUGCUCUUUGGAAACCCUAUGGGGCAGUUCUACUCUGUCGUAUAGGGUCGCUUGCUGUGAGUCAGAAUUAACCGGAUGGCAACGGGUUUCGUUUUUUUGGUUUUUAAUCUUUAUGGGAGGAGAUUGCCAGGUCUUUUCUCCUGAGGAGCUAUUGGGUGGAUUUGAACUGCCAGCCUUUCAGUAAGCACCCCAGUGCUUAACCAUUACCCCACUAGGGCUUCUUGUUUACUAAGCAUUAAAUGAAAUUAUCUGUAUAAUCUCAUUUAAUAUUUACACCAACCCUAUGAAAUGCACACUAUCAUCACCCAUCUUCAUUUAUCACCCUUCUUUAUCUUAUGAAGAAGGAAAUCAAGGCUUGGAGAAAUUAAGUAACUUGACCAAUGUCUCACAAUGAGGAGCAGAGCCAAAACUCCAACCAAUAUCAGUCAGACACUAAAGGAUUGUCUAUGAAAAAAGAAUUGCUAAGCAGAGAUAAAUGUGAUCCCCGGUCUUAUCCAAAUGCUCAAAAUGUCCUCAGUAGAUAAGGUAACCAACUGUCCCGGUCCCAGGACACAAAACAAGACUUUCAGUGCUCAAAAUGGGACGGUUCCAGGAAAAUUGGGAUGGUUGUCACCCUAUUAUAAGGGUCCACCACCUUGUUGUUUGAAUAUGCUUCUAAUACUGGAAAACUCAGCAGGGAGACAGAAAAUGUUGGGAAAAUAGCUGAAUUUUCCAUUUCAAUGUAGCAUAUUUAAAAAAAAAAACUUCUUAGUUGGAAUUUGAGGGGCCUUACCUCUGUGAUCUGUAAGAUGUGGCAGGCUAGAGUGGGAGCUUUUGCAAUGUUCUGUUGUUGUGAUUGUUGUUAUUGCUGUUACCUCGAAUUUAUUUCUAAGAUUUUAUCCAAAACUUCUUAAUCAGCUGUAUUCUGCCUUUGGGCCCAGAGCAUACCUGCCAAGUGUGAUCUGAGGUACUCUGAAUCUGAGUUCCCUUCCAGCUCUAAAAGCCCUAGAAUUCUACAUUUAAGCCUCUGACCUGGCAACAACUGGUUCCCACACAUAGAUGAUCAGAGAAUAAUAGUAAUAACAAUAACAACAACAAUAGCAAACGUUGCUAAUUAUUUUGUGUGUGCUAAUUCAUUUCACAUCAUUUAACAUUCUUUAUCAGCUGCUAACCUAAAGGUUGGGCUGUUCGAACUCACCCCGCGGCCCUGGGCGAUCUGCUCCAGUAAAGAUUACAGCCUAGAAAACCCUAUGGAGCAGUUCUACUCUGUCACAUGGGGUCACCAUGAGUCCAAAUAGGCUCGACGGUACCAAACAACAACAACAAUUGAGCUGAUGUAUAGUGAAAAAAGAAAGGCUAUAGAUUUAGAGAUCAGGUUUCCAUGAAAAGUUUGCUUAAAAAAUUAUUUGUACUUCUCUAAGUGAGCCUUGGAGCCCUGGUGGCACAGUGGUUAAGUGAUAUAGCUGCUAACCAAAAGGUCGGCAGCCUGUAUCCACCAGCAGCUCCUUGGAAACCCUAUGGGGCAGUUCUACUCUGUCCUAUAGGGUCACUAUGGGUCGGAAUUGACUCAACAGCAAUGGGUUUGUUGUUGGGGUUUUUUUGUUUGUGUUUUUUAUUUUUUUGGUUAAGUGAGCCUUAAGGAGUCCUGUGACACAGUGGUUAAGCGUUUGGCUGCUAACCGAAAGGUCAGUGGCUUGAACUCACCAGCCACUCAUGCGAGAAAGUUAUGGCAGUCUGCUUCCGUAAAGAUUUACAGCCUUGGAAACCCUAUGGGGCAGUUCUGCUCUGUCCUAUAGGGUCGUUAUGAGUCGGAAUCAACUCAAUGGCAACGGGUUUGUUUGUUUGCUUUUUAAAGUGAGUCUUAGGACUAAUUGAGAGUGGUUUCAUAAAUGUGUGUUCCUGGGCCUGACUUCUGUAGAGAUAGCCAUUUCCGUGAUGUGAUUUGAGAGGCAAAUAUACUCUCCUACCUGCUAACUGUAGUGCCUAAAUUCAUAUUUUAAGGUUCAGUUCUCUGUCCAUGUACCAUAUAAAAAUCCUGGCACAUAGGACCAGUGGUAUGCAGACCACACCUUGAGAAACCCUGAAUUAGAGAUUGCAACCCCUUGUCAACUAAUUUGCCAUUUGAUUUUGAGGAUGGAGUUCUUUCUUUGCUGGAGAGAGGUUUUGAGUUUCUACGUGGUUAAGCCUGUCAUUCUUUGCCUUUGUGGUUUUUGCCUUAUCAAGCUUUGAAGGUCCUUCCCUGGCCCAAGGUAAUUUAAAAUAACUAUAUUCUGAGUGUUUAGUGGUCCGACAAAGAAUAGUCACUCUUGGAUUAAGGUACAUUCCCUGUUAAAAACCAAAUGCAUUUACAAACUUACCAUUCAGGGUUUGGAUGCCUCAUGAGAACCCCAACAUGUAAGAAAUGGUCUUUUUGCUGAAGGACAAAUAUGAGUUGCAUGUGCUAAGAGGCUAGUAUGUGGAGCCCAUCCUUUCUCUGGUGAAUGAACCUAGUGCCCUACCCAGCACCUACUUUUCAACACAACUUCUGGUCUUCUACUCAUAGUCAGUCAGGCCACACAUACAUAGUAACUCUCAUGAAAUGACCAAAUGUGUGUUUCUUUGGAGAAAAUGCCCCUCAUUGAUUCAGCUGCUGGUGCUAGUUAGUGAUUCCAAUAAAAGAAAGCUAAGAAGUUCAGCAAAGUGAUGGUGUUAGCGAAAAAUUGAUGUUUUGUGAGGGGAAUGAUAUAUUGUCAGGAUGUUAAUGAAUUUGUGGGUUGUCAAAAGUUUAGUAUGUAUCCCUUAUGAAUGGCCAGGAUCUACUGUACCUUUUAAAAGAGUGACAUAUGACACCAUUACUCACCAUUGGCUACUUUACAUGGAUUUGUUUGUCAGACCCUUGUUUGGGGUAACAACUUACUGGGAGAAGCAUUCUAUGGGACUGGGACAGAGGAAAGCCAACUGUGGAGAGAAGAGGUAAAGAGACAAGGCCAGAGUCGAUGAAAGGUCUAGCCUGGGUGGGCAGCAUGAGGGAACAUGGAAAGAACAGCACGAAUUUCACCUACUCCUCAGUUUUGCCCACACCUCAGAAAACAGCUCUUCACUGGAUGACCUUAUUUUCCCUUGCUGCCUAAAGAGAAGGUUAACACUCCUGCUUAUAUUUGCACUUCUAGAUAAACCAACAAGCUUUCAAUUCCAGGUAGAAUGUUGGCUCCCUUCCAGAACAGGUCCUGAAAGCCUGGGUAAGUGGUGAUGGCUGGGUCUGGCCAAAGCUGCCAGUGUCUCAGGGUCCCCUUGAGUGACUGAGCUCAGCAUAACACUUGCCCCCAUCGUGUGGGUUUGUUGAAAGGAAUGAAUGUCUGCUAUGUCUGCACCCGAAGGUGAGUGUUGCUCUGUGUUUGUUAAUUGCGACUCUGCUCCUACCUGAAAUUUUUUCUUCUUAUGUAAGGCAUCCCUCAAGAUAACUACAAAACCGUAAUCUGCCAUGGCUGGCUAGGUUUAUGUAACAAAUUGGGUGGUGUCGUGCAAUAGCCUCUCUAGCCCACAAGAAGCCAACGUGCUGAGUGGGACUGAGGCUUGAGCCCAUUUGGUGGGGCACUUUGUGUGCCUAGUGCACUCAGGGGAAAGCAUUCCAUAACCACAGGGGUCAUAAAGAUUAAAUUUCCCUUUUAGAUGAAGGGACCAGUAAUAGUCCAGGACAUGGUGUGCUGUCCCAAUGCCUACAAUAAUGGGAUAAGGGUUAGGGCUUCACCGCAGUCUCACAGCUUUGGCAGACAAGACCCCCCCAUAGAACUCCAUGGGCUAAUGCGAGGCCUGCGAAAGCCAGUAAGGCUAGAUAUCAGCUGCAAAGCAACCUAGGUCUGAAGAGGAGUCAGGUCAGGAAAAUGGCUUAUGGAGGCCACCAUCUACCAGGGUGAAAUUCAGCUUAGGUAAGGAAGUGGAGUGGACACAGAUGGAGUCUGUGAGAGUUGAAAGUAACUUUCAUGCUUUUCCAAAUGCUAAUCCAGGCAGGAGGGAACCUUAUCAGCAGACAAGGGAGAUUCACUUAUACCUUAUGGCUAGAAAUUCCUACCCCAAAGUAGGUAAGAUUCCAGCCAGUGAAGGAGACUGAAUAGGAAGCUUUCCAUUGUAGAGACACUAGCGUCAAGAAAAACAAGAGCUGGAAGCAUGUUUGGUCAGUGAUGACCCAGGCACACUAUCAGCCUUCCUCUCAUGGGAGCCAUUUUCCUCGAAUAGGCCCAUCCUGAAAUCAGGGCGCUGCCAGUAAAGAAACACAACAGGGACCUUCUCCAUCCUUCCUCUCAAGCUACUUCCUCUUGUCUUUUCUUCAGGGGAGAUGGAGAACAGCUGCUAACAGCUUAGGGGUCUGGCUAGGAUUCCCACUCUGUGCUAUCUAGACCAGUGAUUGGUUACAGUGAUCCCUGAGGAAGAAGGGGGUGAGAAGUGAGAGGAAGGGGUAUGGUUCCAGGGGAUCUUUCCUGGCUUCCCCCCUGAGCCCCCCUUCUUCAGCGCUCCCAUUUAGCCUCACUCCCAGACUAGGCUGGGACCAGGCUAGCCUGAGGGCCCUGACUCAUAUCUCAUAUAGCAUCUUAUGUAACAGCCAGGUUACUGAGGCAUCAAGCUUCUGCUUGCUCCAUGGCUGGCUUCCCCGGGGCUUGGCAUUUGGAAGCCUGCUGGGGGUCUAAGUCGAACUCAUCAUACUUCUCAAAGAAGAGCGCCUACUCUCCCUAGUAUACAACAGUUUGUCUGCUCAGAGGUAAGUGCCAGGCUGCAGAGAUGAUUCCCCCCAGCCUCCACACUCAGCAGCAAAUGUAAGCAGGCAGGUGAGCUGGAGUGGACCUAAUUUGGCUUGAGGCAUUUUUUGGGGGGAGGGCUCCUGCUAUCACCUGAUAGUAUAGCUGCUAAAGGGAUGGCCCAAUGCACUUGGAAGGGUCCCAAAACAGGUCGCAGAAGUCUUUCUUCCUUUUAUAUCUGCUUGUUGGUUCAGGGACUGUUCUGGGGACCCCCAGAGUGAGUGACAUCAGGUGGAAGGGGGUACUAGAAGCUGGGAAAAUUCUUUAAAGGAAGACCCUUAAAGAGCCAAUUACCAGUCCAUUCUCCAUGAAAUCUCAAAGUCCCCGAGGCUGGCAUAAAUUCACAAUGAUUCUCAGCUUGCUUCCCGGCCUAUUCAGAAAAUUAUAGGUACUGGCUUAGAGCAACCGAGUCUACCUACAGUUAAAGUCAGGAUUGCUGUAUUCUAUGGAACAUUUCCCUAAUAAGCUAAUUUGACUAUCUCCAUCAAUCUAAUAUUCCAUUGGAUCCAUUUGUGACUAAACCAAUAGUGCCUCUUGCUCCCUUCCCUUGUCUUUGCCUCAGCCUGUCCCACUGUGUUGCCAGGGGGUAGAUGGCUCACAGGCUCAGGGUAGGUGGGGACACUGCUCUCCAAUCAAGAAAGAAAAGAAGAAACAGGGAAACAAAGUAAGAAAGGUGGCCUGGAAAUUAGCAGCUGGCAUAAUUUGUAUCCAAAGCUCAGAUUCAGGAAUCCUCGGACAGACUCAAGAUCCCCAUCUCUGUGCUUAGAAGAGCUGGGUCUCUUAAUUCCCCCAGAUCACAGCCAGAACCCAGUGAUAAUCAGGGGCUUGAGAUGGAGAUGCGGAAUUUCCUUUUCCUGGGAGCCCUCCAAGGUCUCCAGCUCCUCACUUCUCACAUUCUGUUGCUUCAUAGUCAGUUAAAAAAAAAGGGGGGGGUGGCGGGAAAGAUAAGAAAAAACUGCUCAGUUAUCAGAUACCUGGAGAAAUGAUUGAUGGCAUCACCUCAUUCGGCCUUGUACUGAGCAAUCAAGCACUUCAAUUAAUCAAUCCAUCAUUUAUUGACCAAGGGGCUGCUAUUUAUCGAGUGCCUGCUGCGGAUUUAUUGAAUGCCUGCCCUGCUAAGCAUUGUAGAGGACACAGGCGAAAUCAAAGGCUAGAACCAGGUCCAUGAAGAGUUGAGAGUGUAGCUGGGGGGAUUGGAGCAGCUGCACCCAAGGCCAGCAGGGAACAAAGCAGCACCACCAGGGUGACCCCAGACUGCUGAGAGCUGAGGCAGGGGGCUCAGCACUCCUUGAAGGAAAGGUCUUAAGCUUACUGUUCCCUAGUUUCACAUGUCCAGAGCUUGGGCAGUGCCAAAUCAAACUAGGAAGGGAAAGUCUUUUUGUGGCAGUGGCUUCCAGCAGGGCCUUAAAGAAUGGGUUGGCACUGGAAUGGUGGGACGAGGGUGCAAGGCUUUCUGCUUGGGAGGGAGAGGGGACACUUGUGAGUCUAGCGAGGUUCACAGGUAGGAAAGGUUUGGCCUGGGGUAGGGAUGGCAAGGAGCACCUUUGAUUCUUCCUGGGCUGGAACCCAGAGUCUCCAAGCAUCAGAAACAGAAGAGAAAGGCCCACUCUGACCCUCUCCUUAUUGCUGCCUCUGAAUCAGGACAAGCUGGACCCUAGCGUCCUCUCCUCAGGGACUUGGGCUGGCCCUGGAUAAGUGGAGGCCUUCAGGAUCUAGGGUUAGUGUCCAGUGCUGGGGACACUGGAGUAAGACUGUCCAUUCCAGGUACUUGUUGUAGAGGUUGAUUUCUCCAUCCAUGCCCAUAUCUUUUCCCACCAGUGCUCUGGAGAAUUCACAUUUAAGCUCAUGAACAGAUUUAGUCAACAACAAACAUUCAUUGCUCAUCUUCUAUGUGCCAGGCUCAGCGUUAGGUACUCAGAAUAUAAUGGGAAAAACACAAAAGGCAUGGUUUCGGCCGUCAUGGAAUAGUCAGUUGAGUGGGGGACAUGGGUAUUAACCAAGCAGACGCAUUAAUGACUAAGUGCCAAGAGGGAAAAGGAAUAGACUCCUGUUAGAGAGUAUAACAAAGGAUCAAACAAAGCUUCCUGAGGAAGUGACAUUGAGCCAAAGAAAUGAAUCUCUAAUGGUGAAAUGCUAAUCAUCAGAGCCAGGCCAAAAGACAUUUUCAACAGAGGACUUUCUAAGGAAUCCCUGAAGUCAUACCAUGUAGGUAGCAGCUCUUGCCCCUGGAAAUAUCUCCAGGCCAUGAGAGGCCAGCAGGUUCAAAAGGGGAGAACUGACAACAUCCUGACAAGAGGAAGAGAUGAGUUUGAAACCCAUGGGGCAAAUAGUACUCAAUGUCAUCCUUUGCUAAAAAUAGUCCAUGACAGUAUGGAAAUGUGUAAAGGCUGGCCCUGGGGACUGGUGAUAAAGGAUAUAGCUUGUGGGGAGGAAAAUUUGUUUUUGUAAAUUACUUACUGUAAAGAAAAAAGAAAGGGAGGGUCGUCUGGGUUUUCCUUUCCCUUUGCAGGCUUCCUUCUGAGUUAUGAAUGCUUCUCAUUGUACAGAGGCAGUGGGGCACGGAGCUUCAGGCUGUGCUCCUUCUGGGGCCCGAGAUAUAAAUUUUCCGGAGUACAAAUGUCAGAUAUUUGUUUAGACUGAAAAACAGCCUAAAUGCAGAAGGGAAGAGAGGCUCCACCUCCGAGAAGGGAAAAGAAAUUGAUCAAGGGGCUCCAAGGGGCUUUCCUUGGAAAGAGGAGGCCCCAUCACAAUAGCAAGGCAGGUGAAAGCUAAGAGCUCAGUGUGAUCCAAGGGAAUCUGAUUGUGAAGGGGCUGGAUUAGGCCAACAAAACUUGUCUAGCCAACAGGAGGUAAACCUGGGACUUGAAGGAUGCGUGGGGGCAAGGCUAAAGGAACUAAGGUUAUUAGUCCAGGAAAAGAGAAGUUUAAGGUUUGGGUGGCGGGUGGUGGAGAGGAAGAAGAAAGGUUGAUCUUUAAGCAUAAGAAAAGCCACAACCCAGAGAUGGUGACCAGCUGUUUCCCAACCACCCUCCGAACAGAACAAGAGGAAACAGGCCUACACUGUAGCAUGAAGAAUUGAGAUUAGAUAGCAGAAAGAACUUCCUGACUACAAGCAUUCUUAGGAGCUGAACGAAAUUACCCCAAGGGAUGUUAUAUAUAAUUUAUAAGAUGGUAAUAGUGGUGACAGUAGCAAUGAAGAACUGGAUUAAAGUGUGAGAGGGCUGAUUAUAAGGACCAUGGACAGAUGGGGAAAGACAGGGGAAGCAAAGGGGCCAGAAGCAGGUGCUUAUAAGGAAAACGAAAGUGCAUAUAUAGUAGAUAAACAUGUUUUCAUAAAAAAUAAUUUCGUAAUGAAAAUGUCUAUGAAAUUUCCAUCAGAGGUCAGUCAUUAAAAUUUACAUAUACCUUCCUAUAACUGCAAUGAACUAGGGAGCUGUUAGAGUCCCUUCCAGCAUCCUCCAGCCUUCUCAUCUCCUGGCUAAAUUAGCCUUAGUGGGGCACCCCAUCCUUCACACUCUAACAAUCUUGGGGACGCACCCCAAUGUUGGGUACAUUGAAGUAAGACUACCCCCCACCCAGGUACCUGUGGAGGAUGAUUUCUCCGUCCAUGCACACAAUGAAGAUUAGACACAGGGGAGACAGUGGCAAGCCCCAAACCAGGCAGGUCUCUGCUGCAGGAAACUUACAAUCUAGUGUUGGAGACAGACAUCAAAUAAUAAUUACACAAAUCACUACAUUAUUACAAUUCAUCCUAAUAGAGGAAAAGUGCAGGAAGCUGUGAGGACACAGAUAAGGGGGCUUCACCCAGGAUUAGAAAAUCUGUGAAGGAAAAGUCACCUUGUUAAGACACUGGGCAUUGCAUGAGUCUCUCUGUGAGUGACUCUUGCCCUAAAUCAGGAGCAAGGAAAAGCCAAAUGAAUCCAGUCACCACUGAUGCCCUAAGAUAUGGAUUUUGAAGCACCUCUGGCUCACGGAGGCCCUGUCGGAUAGGAGCAACCCCCCAAGGAAAUUUUCUGACUGCUAAGAUCAGCCAGCCUUGAUUUAGGCAGAGCGAGUCUCUAAGGUCCAUAAUGGCCUAUCAGCUGAAAAGCAGCAUCAGAAAGACUUGGAAGAGCUCAUCACCUGUCAGACUGACGGGGGAAAGUCAGUGAAGAGUGUACAGAACUAAUGAGCUGAAAAAUCCUCUUGAAACUGACUCCCAGAAAUGACGAUGUCUCCAAAAUACUGUACUCUCCGUCUUCUCUUCAAAUGAGGGAGACUUUGCUAGUAUAUUCUAGUAGUAGCUAAAAGGUGUGCCCAGGGCUGGUUGAGCAGGAACCUGAUCUGGUGGAGCCAGGAUCCUAGAGAGGCAGAGCCGCCACCCUUAUCUCACAGGGGUGGGAGAUACUGGCCUUUUGGGGGAGCUGGCAUGUACUUCUCCCCCCUUGCAGGGCUCCAGAGGGGUCACCGAGGUGUAGAGAAGGUCAUUAGUCAGUGUGCUCAUGAAGCACAGAGGCUGUGCGUUGGAUAGACCACUAUGGACAGAUGAUGACAUUGGCAAGUGACAACCUCUCUCGACCUCAGUAUCCUCAUCCAGAAAAUGAUGGUAGUGUGGUUGGGAGGGAUGAGUGAGAGGACAGUCCUAGAAAACCCUCGGUAAAGGAAGGGAAGCCUUCAUUAUGAUGAGGCAAGUUAUCCAUGUACCAGAACAAAAUCUUACCUGACUUGCCUUGCCUCACUCUCUCACUAAACACUUCUCUCACCAAUCCCUCCUCAUGUUUUGUCAAUCACGUACCCUCCCUCACCUGCCCAGAGCCAGCCCUAGGAAAGUGGUACUGUUAGUUCCUUGCUGACACCUGCAACUUCCUCUUCCGGUCUCUGACACCCAGCCUACAAGCUUUCUUCCUAUCAAGGCUUGCUUUCCAAUCUUCUCAGCUCACCUGCUGAGGGACGGGAGUGAGGGGGGCUGCCGGGAGAUUUGACAUUUUUACAAGGGAUCAAAACCUACAGAAGCAUGAGGAUGCUCUACUGGUAUUGCUAGCCAAUGGGUAAGGAUUUCAGAGGACACUGGGUCUAAGGACUGCCUCUUCAACACCUGGAGCUUAGACCUUCCCAGGGUUGGUGGCGGUACCUUCUCCCUCCCACAAGCAUCUCAGAGACACAGAGGCUCAGAACUGGUAGGGACUUUGAAGCCAUCCCAUCUGAUGCCAUCCCAUUACAGAUGAGGAAACUGAGGCCCAGAGUAGGAUGGGUACUUGCCCCAAACCAAACAGCCAAUUACUGACCAGCUGGAAAGAGAAACCAUGUCUCCUGAUUCUCUGAUCCAAUGAUCUUCUGACUUCUCAUCUCUAGACGGCUCUGCACAUCCCGUCCCAGUAGGUACACAAAAUCUCCGUGCCAGCAGACCAACUUUGGGUCCACCUGAUGCCAAAAACGGUGUUUUUUUAUUUGAUUUCAUUUAAUGGAAUUGACCAGUGGUUUGGGUGUUAUGAAGCCCCAGCCCUGGAAUCCUGCUUCUGCUCAGGCUGGGGCUGCAUGCCACAGCCACAAUCAUGCAAGAGGGACAGAAAGGCCUGCUGUUCGGGUUGGAAAAGAAAUCAGUUGCUGAAACAUUGGUCUUUUUGAAAGUUCCAACCACAGGGGCUGGCUGGCAGAGCCGCUGUCUGGGCUCCCCCAGAGGAUCCGGCCCUCCCCUUCAGUCUGGGAGUUGGUUUAGGAAGCUGGCCCAGCCUCGGUAGAAGAUCCCGAGGGCAGCGCUCGCCCCAGGAGCUCCAGCCUUCCCCCAGAGCCUGGGAGCCCUGAAGGCACUCAGGGCCGGGAACUUCCUCCCGCCUCCACAACUGAGCCAGCCCAGGCUGGCCCCCAGGCUCCCUGAGCACUUAUUCUUCUGAGCCUGGGAAAGAGUUUCCAGUUGCUCCCGCCCUAGCCCAGCAGCUACAGAGAGCAAACAAGACAGGGAGGUGGGAAUCAACCCCAGCCAGGCAACCCAGGCUUCCGGGGGCAGUGUUGAGAUGAAGGCAGAAAGGCUGGAGGAGCCAGAGCUCAUGGAUGAGCCACAGCUCGGAGAGGACCCUGAGCUCGUGGAGGAGGCACAGUUCCUGGAAGAGCUACAGCUUGAGGUGGUGGAAAGUGGGUCAGAUUUGGAUCCAGAAGAUCUGGGUUCGAGUCCUGACUUUGCCACCAAUCUGAUGCUUGAGCUUGAGUAAGUAACUCCCUGCCCUUCCGUGGGCUGCUUUCCCCGCCUGCAAAACGGGGGAGGGGAGAUACAACAUUGUCUCUAGGAUCUCUUCCGAAGCAGAUAUUCUGGAAGAUUACACCUCUCAAGUCUUGAUGUGUACGGACAGGAUGCAUGAAAACUUGAAUAAGGCAUUGAACCCCCGGAAUGAUAGAAUGGUGGGGGUAAGAAAGAGGGGGUUCAUAUGAACAGGACAAAAGAAAACAGAAUGAGAAAGUGGCAAAUAUACAAGAGUCAUAACCUCAAGAGGGGGUCCAGGCUAAACAGAACGUUAGGGUCAAGAUUUUCAAAACUCAAGGAUGAUGGGCUCAGAAUGAGUUAGUAAUGAGAACCCGAGUGUUUGGGGAUGUCAUUAACAUGCAAUUACUAAUGAGCCCCUCCACCAAAUGUCUCCCAGUGGCCCUUUCGGGCCCCAUACCACACGUGCUGAACCCAGAGUACAGUUUUGGGGUUCUUCGUGUGUGUCUUUGAGGGAAUUCUCGAUUGAGUGGAGGGUUUUCAGGUCUUGGAUGUUGACAUCCAGAUCUAAAAGAGAGCCUAAAAAGAGGGUCUAGACUGGCCCUAGAAAACCUACUCUUUUGGUAACCUCCCACUCUCCCAAGACCCAGUACUGCAUGACUCUGAAGUCUGUCCCUUUGAGAAUCCGAUGGCAGUUAUUUAAAACCACUGGGGACUGGGGGAUCCCCCAAUAAUGCACAGGUGAGCUCCCAAAAACCAAUCUGCUUGCUGAGUGUUGGUGAUCGGUACAUUUCACUAUAUUCAGAUUCCUUCAAGGUUGAUCAUUCCUCCCUGGGGGUUAUAUGUGGGGAGUCAAAGCCAUAGCAGGUGACAUUUCACUAACCAGAGAGCUCCUUGCAAGGUCAGGCACGAGAGCUUUGGGGAUCCCUAUGUGACAGAACAUCUCCAAUGUCCUUUGCCAGCCAUGUACCAACUGACCAGCGUCUCCACUGCUGGGGAAACUGUAGAGGAGGGAGCUAGUAGAAGGGGAACCUCCCUCCACCUGUCUGACACCUGCCCUCACCACCACACAGCCUGCUCUCUCCCCGACUUCUUGGCUAAGGUCAUUCACUCAAUAAUAAUUUAUUGGGUUAUUUCUUGCCACUCAGUUAAUCAAUCAUAGACUCCUAAGGCUGGAAGGGAUCUUAGAAUUCCGGCAGAACAAUGGCUUUCAAAUAAUGCUCUACUAUAUAGAGCCCCCUUAGCACCCUAGGGAUUGCUGGAUGGGGCGGAGGAAGGAAGAAACAGAAGAGAGUUUGGGGGAAGGGAGGAGAGACAAGGAGGGGGAGGUGAAUUUGAGGAGGGAGGGCGAGGACAAAGUUUGGAGGAAGACAAAAAGAAAGAGGGGAGGUAGAUUGUGUCACCACCCUAACCACACAGAAGUUACUCCUUGACAUGAACUAGGGCACAAAUAAGAAUCUGCAUGAGUCUUUUGAAGCUUAUAGGAUUUCUGUCCUCACUUGUCUUGCUUUUCCUCACCGGAGGAUUUUCAAACUGGGCUGCACUGAACUAUGAGGUGUCUCCAUGUGGGUCGUGGUGACUAGGGGCUCUGGGCGCCCCCCUCCUCCACAGCAGGGUGGGCGGAGCUCUUGGCGUUAGUCCCGCCUCCCUCAGAGCCCUUCUGCUCCUCGAAUGGGUUUGUACCUAAAGCUCCUGACACCUAGUGACUAGGUUAGAUUGGGGGGUGAGGGUGAGGAUAAGGGAGGAUUAUUGGUUUAACAACAACAAAAAGUUGUAAAUCACUGAAGGAUCUUAACUCCCUAGCCGAAACUGAAAUCUCUUCUAAAGCAUCCCUGGUGGGUGGACACAGUGCCUCAGGUUGACUGCAUCUAGCACAAGCCUGUUCCCUUUUUGAUCAGCCCUGAUCGUUAGAGAGUCCUUCUGUCUCAUCAGCAUCUGCACACAUCUUUCUUGCCUACAAUACUUUGGCUGGACUCUCUCCUCCUGUUCCUGACCACCGGGGCGCAGGCAGAGGGAGAGGAGGGUCGCUGGCUUCCCCAGGAAGAUGGUGUUCCCAACCUGGAGCACCACAUGCUUGGCCACCCUGGGCAGGGCCGGACGUUACUGGGGCCUGUGUGAGUGCUGGGGCAGACAGUCAGGCUACUGAUGUGGGCUUGGGGCACUCCAGCCCAUACAGCCCCAGGGGCCAAGAGUGAGGAAGUUCACUCCACAGAGGGCACUGCCCGAGUUAAGUGAGGUCUAGUGUGGAAAUCUCAGCGGGGGAAAUAGCUGGAGGGAAGCAGCACUUGACAGGGAAUAAGGGCCCUGUGUUCGGUUGCAAACGCCAGCCUUGGCUGGGCUGUCACCUGAAAGGAGGAAAAUAAUAAUGGCCAGGGCCCUGGUCCUGAGAGGAAGGAGCAAGGGAGCCUGGCUUGGGACAGUAUUCAACAUUUGGGGCAGCCUAACACCCUGCCGGCUUUACAUUUGAGGAGGCAAUAAAGCCCUGCUUGUUGGUGGUAGAGACCAUAUGCGUGCUCUAUGCAGAGAGCACUGUUUCCUAAAGUGUGGUAAACAUACGCUGGUGGUUGGUGGUACAUGGGCUAACUUUGUUUUUCUAUUUUUAUAGCUAUUUACUUAUUUAAUGUGUAUUAGAAAAGAAUAUGUCUAACACAUAUGCCUUAAGAUUUCCAAAAUGUUAUUUCUAAGGAUGAGGCAUUUUUAAAAAACGAGUCUAUUUAAUUUCAAGAAGAUAGGUAAAUCACAAUACUGGUGGUACUCAGAUACGGCAAAAAUCUUGACAGUGUGGUUCACAAAUAACUGACAUCGGGGACAUGCUACUACACUAUCUGUUAGUGGAGGUGGGGCAGGAGAAGCCAGGGGAUAAGUAACAGGAGCCAUACAGUAUGGUUUGAGCCCUUCUUUUUCAUGUACACCUAGCUCGAAGUCCAUUCUGACAAUCUUAUUCCAAGUGUAAGAGUAACCUGCUAUUUUUAUAUCGCUAGUGUCCUGCUCUGCCCCAUGACACUCAACACUCCAGAUUAGCAGCAGGCUUUUUCACUUGGUUGAAGGCACUGUCUCUAUCAUGCUCCCACAGGCAUGGGAAAAUAGCCACCAGAGAGUUGGUGGGGCUGUCCUCACCAACUUCCACUGAUUUCUUCUCAGCAUUGUUCACAGACAUAUUCAACUCAAAUUGAAGGAGGUGUUUCUGGGAAGCAAGUCAAGAGGUUACAAUCUUUCUCUGAAUGCACAAAGCCACAGCUAAAGGACAGGAAAUACGUCACUGAGGCAAUUUCGCAUGGACUUGCGCUGAUUUCCGGACAGAUUCGGACAAGAUUUGGUGGGAAAUUUGUACAAAAUCAAACUACAAGAGGGUUCCCACUUCUGCCAGGAGUUUGUGAUGUGCUCUGUGUAAAUAAGUUUGGUCCGCUUCCUCCUUCUAUUGCCCUGAGAUAUAGAGAACAUGAUUAGCCUGGCUGUCUGUGGGUCGGAAGGGCGGAUGAAGAGGGUGAGCCCUAGGAGGAAGCAGAAAGGUGAAGAAGGUUAUGGGUUUGGUCUCCUGCCUUCUGGCUGGAUUGUACCUCAGUAGACUUGGGUGUCUUUCCUAUGUUGUUUGGUCCCUUGAACUGUCUUUAGCAAAAGGUGACAGCUGAGCUUCAAAUACCUCUAAGAAAGCAAAUUCCACAAUGCCCUCUGGUUGUAUGUUCCAGUGUUUAACAACCACUGCUCUCAGAGGCUGUUACUCCUCAUUCUGUCUUCCAACUUCCGUACGCCACUGAAUAUGCUUAAAUGGAAGUUAUCAUGUCUCUUUUCAGCCUUCUCUUUUCCAAAUUUGCUAAAUCCAUUGAAACAAGAAAAAGACUUUUGAACUGGCUUACAUUUCUCUAUCCUGUAGACAUUCUCCAGGUUCUCUGCCAGAGAUUUCAUUUGUCCUCUGUAAAAAUUGAGAUUGUAACAGACACACCUUUGCCUCUAACCAAUCAUCCCAACCACUUGUCUGACCAGUGACACACAUUUACAAGAUGGCUGGUUAGGAAAGGAGCAAAAUUAACGCCACAGCGGACUCAAUCGCCUGUCUUAACCCCCUGAGUUAACUUUCCAACAGGAGACUGGAGCUGUGUAAGGUUUCAUUAGUGGCUGAUGACAAGAAAUAGAGAAGAAGGAUGACCUCAUAGUUCCUACAUACUUCUUUCCUAUUUAGAGCAUCCAGAAUCAUGUCAGUUCCUCAAUAAUACUAAAUGGUGUGCUAGCGAUUCAUUGCAGCUCUGUCGUUAGCCGCCCUACCCGCAUAGCCUCAUUCUUGUAUCUGGGUAGAGUCACACUUUGAUUAUCCCUAUAUUCAUUAUCCACUUUGUGGAUUAUCCAUUACUGUUGUCAGUUGCCAGUCAAGUCGACUCCAACUCAUGGCGACCCCAUGUAUGUCAGAACAGAACUAGGUUCCAUAGGAUUUUCAAGGCUUUUGGAAGCAUAUCACCAGAUCUUACUUCCGGGGCACCUCUGGGUGGAUUUGAACCAUCAACCUUUUAGUUGGCAGUCAAGCACUUAACCAUUCACGCCACCCAGAGACCACCAUUGAUUAUCCAUAAACAAAAACAGAAACGAACAAACAAACAAAAAACAUUGCUGUUGAGUCAGCUCCGACUCAUAGCCACCCUAUAGGACAGAGUAGAACUGCCUCAUAGAGUUUCAAAGGAGCGGUUGGUGGAUUCCAACUGCCAUCCUAUUGGUUAGCAGCCGAGGUCUUAACCACUGUACAGCAAGGGCUUCUGGAUUAUCCAUAAAAAAAAACCAUAGCAGUCGUUAAAUCCCAGGUUGUCCCCGCCCACCUUCUAGCUAGUUUCUGGGUACUCAGGGAUGCAGGGUCACUUUGACACCAGUUCAAGUCAAGCAUAAAGAAGAAAAAUAAUCAUGUGUAGCCAGCUUUGAAAUGCUCUACGGGUCAAUUUCUUCUUUUCAGUAGCCCUGCCUUCCUAAUUAUUUGAGCUGAUAUGAAAAUGAGCUUGCAUCCCUGGAGUAUACAGAAAGUAGGAGGAGAAACUGGGCAUAGGGAGAAGCUAAGCUAAGAUCAAGCAUUGCCACAAAUAUUUCACAAAGUGAAACAGCUGCCCCCCAAUACUUGGGAGUUGACUUUCAGACAUGCAGAAGUAAUUUUUGGGUGUCUUUGGAAUGUGUCAUAAAGGCGCCUGUCCACUGGUACCUAGUUUAACUUGGAGAGACACAGGGCAAAGGAGUUCACAGGAAAUCAACAGUUCCCUUCUCCCUCUUCACCAUAGCCUGAUGGCUCUAUCACUGUGCCUAAUCUAAUCCCCUGACCUGUGCAAGUCUGAAGGAGGUGGUGCAAUUCAUCUGAGGAAAAUCACGUCUGAGACAGGAAGGGGCACGGCAGCCUCUUCAGCCAAGGAUUUAUGUGUCUGUCACAGGAGGGAAGUGUGAGCUGAGAAAUGACUCCCAGAAGUGCUAGAAUUGGAAGAGGCAGCACUGCUACCUCUUACAGUCAGUAGUGUAUUCAUUCAGAAUCUAUGCUACCUUAGGAGGCCUGUGGCCUGGCCCUUCCUCCCUUCCUCGAGUCCAUCCUUCUCCCUCCCUCCCUCCCUCCCUCCCUAUCUCCUCUCUGGCUCAGCACACACCUAAGAAAACAGCAGAGCCGGCCAGGUGGACCCUGCCAAGGGCCAAGAUGGAAGGGAAGGAAGGAUACCUGUUGCCAUGGAAUUGAUUCUGACUCAUAGCGACCCUAUAGGACUGAGUAGAACUGCCCCAUGGGGUUUCCAAGGCUGUAAAUCUUUACAGAAGCAGACUGCCACAUCUUUCUCCCACAGAGUGGCUGGUGGGUUCAAACCGCCGACCUUUCUGUUAGCAGCUGAGCGUUUAACCACCGCACCACCAGAGCUCCGUGAAAGAAGGAUAAAAACAAAACCCCACAGCGAGAGCUUAUGCUGCUUUUAGCCUGAUAGAGGCCAAAAGGACAAGCCCUAGACCCUUCAGCCAGCCACAGCAGGCUUGCAGCCGAAGCCAUGUUGCCAUUGCCGGAGCUAGUGGCAAAGAGUGUCUGGGUUUCCUCCAAUCCCUGCAGCUUGCAGAGGCCAGCAAGCUCGCUCAGCUGAGAUCUAUCUAGACUUCAGGAGGAAUAAUUCUUGCUGUCUUUGUGAAUUGAUUUUUGCGUUUUUUUGCCUGCCAUGCGUAUCUUGGCUAUGGGCCCUCUGCUGAGCCUGGGACUGCGUCUUUGCUCCACAUCCCUUUCCCUGCUGCAAGGCUGCCAGACAGGCUCCCUUGGCAACGUCAUUAGGCUCCAGUGGUGUCUCUGGGGAAUCUGAGCUGCACGGCAGCUCUCCAUCUUUAGGGCUUUGGUUGUCCAGAUGGCUUCUACCUCUCCAAUGCAAAGGGCCCCUGGCUGAAAAGUAGAACCCAGCUGUCUUUGGGAGCACCCUCUCUGCUCAAGUCUGUGCUGGGCAUUGGUAGAGACAGGCCAGGAAAAAGCCCUGGCCUCCAAAUGCAUUCCUUCCCUAUCCUUGGUCUCCAGGGCAGGGGUUUGGCUAGAGGAGCAAUUCCCUCCCCUUCCAUGACAAAGAGAAGCACUGGUGGCACAACUGUUAAGCACUCACCUGCUAACUAAAAGUUUGGCCUUUCAAACCCAGCCAGUAGCUCCAUGGGAGCAACACCUGGUGACCUGCCUCUGUGAAGGUUGUUGUUGUUGUGUGCCAUCUAGCCGAUUCCGACUCAUAGUGACACUAUAGGGCAGAGUAGAACUGCCCCAUAGAGGUUCCUAGGCUGUAAUCUUCACAGAAGCAGAUUGCCAGGUCUCUUCUUCUGCAGAGCUGCUGGGUGGGUUCAAACUGCCAACCUUUCAGUUAGCAGGUGAGUGUUUAACCAUUGGGCCACCAGGGCUCCCUCCAUAAAGAUUACAGCCUAGAGAUUCAGGCAUUUAACAAAAGAACUAUGACAAAGUGCCAAUACUGUUUUCAUAGCUCUUCUUCUUAGAAAGCAAGAGGUGCCUGAAAGCCCAGUAGGAAAGGUGAAUGCCACCGAGGCCCCAAGCCUAGUCCUGCCUCACCAGCACAUGGUCCCUGCAUUGCGUGGGAAGAGAUGAGUGUGAAUUCUAGGGAAAUGCCUCUGUCUGGAGAGGAGAUUGUAUCUUCCUUGUUGUAAGCCUAAUUGCCAAAUCUGUAACAUUUUCAUUGAGGAUAGAGGAAGUAGGCAUAUCUCUCAGAAAAUGGUUCACUGGGUAGGAUUUUUUUUUUGACACUUCCUUUUCUCCCCCAUUCUCCCUUCUAGCAGAGACGCCCUCAAACUAUCCCCUUUCCACCUGCUCUGGACUCCCGACUAUUGGAUGACAGCUCACGUUCCAGAAUUUUCCCCAUCCCCCUGGCCCCUUGCCCUUCCUCCUCAGGGUCUUGCUUUCUGCUAAUGCUGAGGUGGUAAAAUGAAUCAAGCUCUGGUGAAAAUGGCUAGUAAUAUUGAAUACACUCCUCUCCCAAGUCACAAUUCUGUUUCAGUGGUGGACCUUCAAAAGGAAUAAGCAAAGUGAGAAGUGCAGAGUUAGUAGUGGGGGGCUAGUGGAACUGAGCUUUUGCAGCAAGGUCCCUUUGACCUUUAGCAAACCCUCACAUCAUGCUAUGUAGUCAGCCACCCUCUCCAUCUGUGUGUAAGGCCAUCCUUAGGGAUGUGGUUGACAUUAGCAGAGGGAACAGGGAAAAUCUGAAUUACCUCUCUCCUAAUCCCCAUAUAAGCCCAAACACAAGAUGCAACAGGGGGUGGGGUGUCAGGGUGAAGUCCCCAGUUUAGCCUUCAAACAGGUGCCUGAUUUCUGCCUAGGCCUCUGUUCCCUACAGGCAGGCACUUUUUGGAGGAUGCGGGGAAGAAACUGGAAAUUCCUCCUAGUGUGUACCUGACUCAGUUGACUUUUUAAAUAUUUGAGAAUGCAAAACUGAGGCAAUUACUUGUAAUAGCAAAACCAUUCUUGCUUGAAGGGAGGAGCUCUAACCAUUUACAGAACAAAGGUUACAGUUCUUUCUAGGGGUCUGUUGCAAAGCUAUUUUUGGCUCAUUUGCUCUUCUUUCCUCCUGGAGUUCUGUUCCCCUCUAGGCCCCUCAGGAGCUCCUCUCUCCAUCUCUUUCCCAGUGUCUGUGCUCACACAGGCUUAUGCAGGGGAAGUAACCCCUAGCCAAGUGAUUCUCUCAUCCAACACACUUUCCAAGAUGGUCCCACUGCUCCCUUCCAGAAGAGCAGGGACAAAGACCGUCUGGGCCAAUAUAACAAGCUCUUCCCCUCAUCCAAGGACACCAGAAUUCCAAAUGCUCUCGUUUCCUUCGAGCACAAAUAGCUUUUGCUGCUGAUCCCUUGCUCUGGGUUCCCCAUUUCCUGCUCAGCCCUGGCACAGCAAACAUGUCUCUGUAGCAGCUACCUCAGGGUAAUUUGAGAAGGAGCUCUAGGCCACCACAUGUGGAAAAAGAAUCAGGGGAAGACACAUGUGGAAUAAGAAUCUCCUAGAGAAAGAUUCUGGUCUUUUGAAAAUGGUCUCAAUAAUAUAGAAGUACCAGCACUGGAUGUUUCUAGGAUUUUAAUUUACUCUAAAGUGAUUGUAUUAUUAUUAUCAUUAUUUUAUCCUCCCAGCUACAGUAACUCUAACAAAAUCCCUGACUCUCUUCCACCUGCCUCAAGGAGUCACAAACCACCCAUCUCCUGGCUGUGUGAAUGUCUUGGGCACACAUACCUCUAUCCAGCUUGGGUCCUUGAUUUUGUACCUGCAGGAUCUGAUCAAUUUCUGCGUAGUCGAUCAGAUGCCCCCUAUUGCUGAGCCUGUUUGGUUGGAGAGGAUGGGAAAAUGGGGCAAGUGCUCCAGCAGGGAGCUGUUGUCUGUUUCCCCAUCCCUCAACCCCGCAGUUCUCUCAACUUGUUCUAUGUCUCCUGUUUCUAGGCUCCAGUUCUGGCCAGGCGCAAUACUCCUUACCUGUAAUGUUGCGUCCACUGUUUUACCCACUAUACUUAUUCUGCCACCUUACCCACCACUUCCACUGCUUCUCCUCUGCUCAGCUCCUACACUGGUGGCAGGUUUCUGUCUGCCUGGCCACUGAACCCACCAAAAGAUGGCAGGGCAAUUCUUUCUGGCCUUUUCUUCUUCACCAUGCCAGGAUGGUCAUUCAUGGCGGGACCAUAGGUUGCCUUUGGAGGAGCUGAUUCAGCAGACUCACCGUGGGGAGCGACUCCUUCCUCCACAAAGUUAAUUGAGAAACCGGGAGUGCUGCUCACAUUCAUUUGGUCUGGGCUUUGUUUUACCCAUUUCUGGAUUUGUGGUUUUAAUAAGCCUUCCAGCAUUGACUGCCAAGGCUGCAAGCCCUUUCUAGAGUACCAAAGGUGGAAGCCUGGGACCCUAGACAAAACUGGGUGUUGCUCCCCCUCUGUAAGCCUUUCUAUAGCAUAUUGUUACCCCUCUUCUAUGUACCCUGUGCCUCGACUCCCCCAGUGCCUAGCUGUGGCUGCCCCCUGGAUGCCCAGGUCCACCAGAUGCUAGGCAAGAGCUCCUGCUCCACACUCCCGGCUUUCCCCUGUGCUCCUUUGGAGCCUGAAGGGUCCACUGAAAUGAUCUCAAGGGCAAGUACAGGGCCCAGUAAGUGGGGCUUCAUGUCUUUCACCCCAGCUUCUACCAAACUAGCUCUGCUGUCAUCUCUUUUAUAAACUGGGUUUUCCCUGUGAGAAUCUGUUUGAAAGAAAGGAUCCGCUAAUUUUUGUUUGUUUGUCUAGUCACUACUCUAGGCCUUUUUGGCUUCCAUAUCAGAAUUAACCUAUUCUGCAUCCUCUGUCUCUGAACUCUGCUAGGGGACAAUGGGGAGUAACACUGAUCAAAUAGCUGAGUCCCUACCUCUGUGUUAGCUGGCUACAGGAUGGCAGGAUAUGCCAAUGGCUUCACCCAGUUAAGAUGGUGAGGAGAGCAGGCAAGUUGGCACUCUACUCCUGUGUCACGUGGCUGCCACCCCACCCAUCAUUAAUGAUAAUCCCUCACAUUUACAUAGCACUUUAUAAUUUCCAAAGUACUUUCACAGACUUUAUCUUAUUUGAUCCUCUCAACAGCCUGUGAAGCCCGCCAGAGCAGGGGCUGUUAUUUACAUUUUACAGACUAGGCGAGAUUCUUGAGACCAUUUAAUCAUUGGCCUCUCUAGAGCUUGCUAAAGGGAACUACAUAGUCAGUGUGAGUUGAAGGGCUGGUUAAAAGGAACAAGAGUUGGAACAAGGGUUAUAAAAGGAAUGACGGGGGAGGGAGAUGAGACGGAAGGGAGCAGCAGUGCCCACAGUGCUGCCAGCUCUACCAGCUGGGUUUGUGAAGUCUUUCUUAAGUAGUAUGGGACUUUGGGGAGCCCUGGUGGCACAGUAGUUGAGCACUCAGCUGCUAACCGAAAGGUUGGCUGCUAACCAAAAGGUCAGCUGCUAACCAAAAGGUCGGCGGUUUGAACCCACCAGAUGCUCUGUUGGAGAAAGAUGUGGCAGUCUGCUUCUGUAAAGAUUUACAGCCUUGGAAACCCUAUGCGGGCAGUUCUACUCAGUCCUAUAGGGGUCACUCUGAGUCAGAAUCAACUUGACGGCAAUAGGUCUGUCUUGUUUUGUUUGUUUGUUUAUGGGACUUUGGGAAGAGCUGACCCAAGGAGGCAGAGGGAUUUUCUCUUCUGCAUGAUGGCAGCUGCUGCCAUUCCUGAGCCAACCACUGCCCCCACCUUGUCUCACCCCGACUGUACAAACCUGACCUUGUCACACAGCUGUCUCGAAGCUCAUGGAGCAGGAUUUCAAGUCCUAGCACUGGCAAGCCCAUGGAGAUCAUUUAGUGUAACUGCUCAUUUUACAGCAGAGAAAACAGAAGCCCAGAGACAGAGAAGUCUUGCCCAACGUCACACAGAGAAGCACAGGCAGAGCUGGAUUCAAACUCGUAUCUCCUGACUUGCACGCCAGAGUGCUUUCCGCUACAGUACCUGGCUGCCUCUCUCUCUCUCUUUGUGUGUGUGUGUGUGUGUGUGUAUGUAGAUGUGUGAAGGAGGGCUGUGUGAGGUGCCCAAAUGCCUCCCUGGUGAACUGCUAUGACCUGGACCUUGUCCCCAUGUGCAAUGGCUGGAGGUUAAAGCCAUUUAUAGGGCCUGGAGUAUGAUAGGGUGUGAGAAAGACAGGGCCCAGUGUUUCUCUCCCAAGGGGAUUCACCUAUAUAAACUGCCCCAGGUAAUUAAGAUCCCAGAAGAAUUGGCAGCUGCUUGCUGAACAAAUUAGACUCUGCCUUUAUGGGCAUGUUCUAUGCCGGAGAUCAGAGGGCCCUCCCUGAUGUUUGGUUCAUUAGUCAUUGUUCCCUGUCAGAGCAAGCACUCAGAAAAUUGGAUGUCUGGCAACAGCCUGUAUUCAGAAAUUCAAUAGCAGGAGCAGCAAUAGCAACAGCUGAGUGUCUGGGACAGUGCUCCAUGCACAGUAGGUGCUUGAAAAAUGCUUGUUAGCUAACUAAUGAACUAAGUAAAGAAAGCCUUUAGUCCUCUGUGCUAUUCAGAAUGAAACAGUGUCAAUAACAGAUCUGAUUGCUUUUCAGCCAAGCCACAUUUGAACUUCAUAAUGGGCAGGCUAGCAGGACUUGGACAAAAAGCCACUGGACCCUAGAUUUCUUAUGCAGACUGCACUGUACAGAUCACAGUGCCCACCCUUCAAUGUUGCACUACAUUCUGCUUAUAUCUAAUAGACCCACUGCUCCCUCUAAGCUUGCCAAUUACUUCCUUCUAGUCAAAUCCAAAGGCCAUUGCCCAGUUCUAGUCUUCUGUGGCCAGACAGGAUAAGCCAAGCUGGGGACAAAAUGAGGUCUCAGGGCAUCUCUGGCAAAGGGGAAGGGAGCAGGCUCCAAGAGGACAGACAGGGUCGUUCCUUUUUUGCCACUUUACCCUAGGCCAGGCCUGCCAGCUUAAUUUGGACAUGUCCUUUAGUACUGUUCUUAAAUGUCAGGGAAAGAUUUUUGUUUUUGUUUUAUUUUGUUUCUUAAACUAAAUGAUCCUAGUUCAAAAUACCCAGGAUUCCUUGCAAAUGUCAGCUAACAUAGCAGGACCAAGAGAAUCUUAGAAGCUUUUGGCAGUCACUAAAUGUUACUGCUGGUGUCUUUUGUCUAUAGGCCAAGGGAGUGAACUCUAUGAGGGAUUUCAAAUGUCCUUGAUGGACUUUUCCACCAAGCUUAGAACCAUUAGAAAAAGUUCUUCUCCAGUUCGCCUGGCCAUCCAGUCACACUUUCAAAUCCAUCCACCAAGAAAGAAAGCACUAAGAAUGUAUUGAGCACAAACUCUUUUUGCCUUUGUUGGGAAGGAGGGUGUGGAUGAGUGUGUGUAUGUGUGUAACUGUUGCCUAUGUAAGGACUUAAGUGUGUGGAGGGGCUUUUGGUAAUAAUGUGGAUAUAUGUAAAAAAUGUUUAAAUUGCAUGCAAAAAAGGUACAGAAAAAUGUACGAUAAAUACAUUUAUGUGGGGGGGUACCUGUGUUUGUGAAGGGACAGCUGGAAAGAUAUCAUCUGGGUGGACUGGUGUUCUUGUGUGUGUGACAUAUAUGUGUGUAACUCUCUCUGCAUCUAUUCCUGUACAUGGGACUUGAGAGUCCAGGUGAGGAAAGUAUAUGUUUGUGUGCGUAAGUGUGUGUGUGUGUGUGUGUGUGUGUAUGCCUGAACUGUCCUCAGUCUUAGGUUUGCCUGGGAGAACCAUCUUGGCCCCCAUUUCCUUUCCUCCACUUCUAAACCAGUUGCUGUGGAGUCAGUUGUGACUUGUGAUGACCACAUGUGUGUCAGAAAAGCACUGCUUCAGAGGGUUUUCAAUGGUUGAUUUUUUGGAUGUAGCUUGCCAGGCCUUUCUUCUGUGGCACUCCUGAAUGGACUCGAACCUCUAGCCUUUCCGUUAGCAGCUGAGGAUGUUAACUGUUGUACCACCCAGGGAUCCUUUCCACUUCUAGAGCAUCCUUCAUUUCUCUGCUUCUGCUUCCUCCUUCUUAGAGAUAUUUUCUACCAUAUAUCCCCCCUUUCUCUGUUUCAUGAUUUCUAUUACCCUCUCCUCCUCCCCACGUGCCCCUUCUCUCAGGCCGCCUGCAGUCUCUUCCAACAAAGUGGGGGUGACUCCACCAUUGGGAAGGGCAGUGCUCAAUGAUUGGGAAACAAUUUUGGAGCCAAUGAAAUGUCUGCCUAAAGAUUGUUCUUGGAUCAAUGGGAAUCCUGUGGGUCACCGUUGGACAGAUUAACGUAGUCAAGAAAUGUAAUAUAGACAUUCAAUCCUAGAAUUUUGAUGAAUUAAUUAAAGCCUUGUUUUUAGUUCUAUUGAGAAGGAAAAUCAUUUAUUAUCUUUAGUCUGACCCUGUGCCUUCAAGAGAACUCUUAUUCUGUAAAAAUAACGGCUGAGGUAGGCAAUUCACACAUACUUGUGAAAUCUAAGCAGAUUAUCUCACCAGUAGCUAUAACUGUAAUAAACUAAAGUGACCUCGUUUAAACAAACAGAUGUUUGGGGCUGACAAUUGAAAUGUAAACAUGACCCUAAUUAAUGACUUGGUUAAUCGUAAGUGGUUCACUCUUCAGAGAUAUUUGUUAAAUUCUCAGGCUUUAGUUGUAACAUAGGUCUCCAGGCUACCUUUGUAUUCUUCUUGUUAGAAAUUAAAUACUUCUAGCUACUCAGUCUGUGAAGCCACUUGUGAAGCAAGUGGGCCCUCAGGGCAGGGAGAAGGGAAACUUAGAGACGGUUCUAAAUCUCUCCUUUGAAUGUUUUAGGAAAAGUAAGUCUCUCAGCGUCCCCACCCAUAAAUGAGUGUGUGCACCAUCAAAACCAGUCCACUUAUAUCUUCUGAUAUGUAGAUCCUUAACAAAGUAUAUGGUAAUACAUAUUAAUGUACAAACAUGAUAUCUAAUUUCAAAUAAUUUCCUAUCAAUAACUCACUCUGGGUCCAAUGUAGUCACAGAGCUAGAUUCAGGGAGACCGCAACUCCUGGAAGGAAACUAGAAAGCAGUUUAACACCCUGUUGCCAAAGAGACAGAUGAAACAGAGUAGAGGAUGCUGGGAAAUAGAAUGUCCAGCUCCUGGGCUUAAUGGCUGCUUGAUGUGAGGUACUCCACCCUUGUCCCAACAAAUUAUUUAUUAUUUCAGCAAGAUGGGACAGGGAGGGGAUGGUUAAGUCAACUGACAUGUUGGCUUUGGGUGGCCUUCCUUCAAGAAUAGCCCUUUCUUUGCUGCAGUGGAUACAUCCAGCUGCAGAUUUCCAUCAUCACUGGAUACUCUUGCAGAUGAAUUCAGAAAUUAUACUGGCCUUCCCGAUUGUUGUUACUGAGUUAAACAAGCACUAUUGAGACCAUCCUCUUGGACAUACCACUGUGAUGGGUGCUACAGGAAGAGGGAGAAAAAGGCAUACUUCCUACCCUUGAGAAGCUUUGAGUCAAGUUGGGGAGAGAAAUCACUCGAGAACAAUUAUGAGGGAAUUUGUCCACAGAUGCAAAAUAACACAUACCAAAAUGUCCUAUAAAAUGAAGAACUCUGUCACUAGAUGGAAUUGAGUAGGUGGGAGAUGCAACGGUCUGAGAUCUUGACCCAGGGCUUUAUGAGUGGAAGGUCAAGGACCUUUUCCUAACUGUCUCACAUAUACUACAGUCAUCAGCAAGAAUGGCUUGGUGCGGGGGGAGGGGGCGCAAUGGAGAUUGUUACAGUGGUUUCCAAAGCAUGUGUUUAAGUAUUGAAAGUAGUGGGCAUGGUUAUCUUCCAUGCUGAGCUCUUUAUUUUAAUGGAGCUUCUCCCAGACAUCCAUGUUACCCCGUUGCAGAAAGGCACCAUGUGCUGUUUCUACACUGGCCAUAGUAAGAGGUUGGCGCUUUGCAGUAGUGGAGACUUGGCCAGAUCAGAGAGGGUGGGGCAGCAGUACUGGUGGCCUCAGCUUCAGCCCUAAGCCAUGGCUUGAGCAAAGACCUGAUCAAUUUAAUUUUGACCUGAGCAUAUUGGGUUCAGCCUUGUGGACCUUGCCACCUGCUUACAGUCCGGCCCCAGAGCUGGCUCAAACUUGAGAAAGCUCUCCAUGGCUUAUCACCUUCUCAAAGCUGGUAAGCAACUCCCACCUAGCCACUUCCUCUUUCAUGUUCACUUCAGGCUACACACACAGGCCUCAGUUGGAGUAUUAUGUCUAUGCUGAGAAGGAGAAAGGUGGCCUCUGAAUCCCAAAGGAGUAAUAAAGGCUACAUGCCUGAGUUUCCCCCCACACUACCCGCCCCUCCAGACACUGGAAAAUCUAGGGUUGGGCUUCCACCCACUUCAAGACGUUAAGGCCUCAGUAGGAAGAACACUCUGGAAAGGGUGAAGACAGCUCCAACCCAAAAUCAGUUCAGUCUUGAUGCUGAGCCCUGGGUAUGAUGCCUACCUGGCCCAGCAGGUGUCAAGAGGCAUGUCUGUUGACAGGCAAAAAGAGUCUAGAGGGCUCACAGCCCCCACACUAGCCUCCUAGCUGCACUCUUCACUCCAACUCUGCACUUGGGCCUACUGUUUCUAAACCAAAACCUGUUGCUGUUGAGUCAAUUCCAACUCAUGAUGACCCCAUGUAUGUCAGAGUAGAAAUGCACUCCAUAAGGUUUUCAAUGGCUGAUUUUUCAGAAGUAGAUCACCAGGCCUUUCUUCCAAGGUGCCUCUGGGAAGACUCAAGCCACCAACCUGUUGGUUAGCAGCCAAGUGCUUUAAGCAUUUGCACCACCCAGGAACUCCUCUACUACUUUUGAGCUCUAAAAUUCCUCCUUGGGAAAGCUGGUAAUGGGGAACCCAAGGUGGAGAAAGGGAAAGUGUUGACAUGUCAUGGGUUUGGCAACCAAUGUUACAGAACAAUAUGUGUAUUAAUUGUUUAGUGAGAAACUAAUUUACGCUGUAAACCUUCAUCUAAAGUACAAUUAAAAAAAAAAUCCUCCUUGGGCCUCAGGUUGGUAUGUCUUCUUCCAACCAUGGCCAGGACCCAGAAGUCAUUGGGACAUGCCGUGACGUCUAGUCCUAGCUCUUCUACUAACCAGCACAAGUCCCUUUCCUACUCUGGGCCUCAGAAUUGCCACAUGUAAGAUGAAAUGAUUGGACUAGAUGAUUCCUAAGGGGCCUUUUGGCUUUGAUGUUUUAUAAGUCAAAGUGUCCUCCUUUUUCUUUCUUUAUAAGGUAAAUGCUUUUUGUUCGUGGAAAAAUAAGGAACCUUUGAGACUUUCAGUGUGGAAGCUGGCCCAAAGUUCCCAGGUUAUGUUUGCUUUUGUAUUAUGUUUGCUUCUUCCAAACUGGUUUCUCUCAUCCCUAAGGGCCAAAGACAGCUCUGGUUUGGGCCCACAGACGCCCGUGGACCAGUCGUUCAUGGCUGCCCUGGAGUCCCAGCAGCCCUGAGCGCUUCACUGGGGGCAGCCGCCUCCCCCAGGGCUGGCAGGAGGGAAGUUCUAUUGCGUCUGCUCCAGCCACCAUUUCCCCCCAGGAUGGGGAGGGCUUGACUGCCAGACCUCAGCAACAUUGGGAACAACUGUGAAAGGUCCCCUCUGGUACACUGGCAAUGCUGGCACUGUGGGGCUGGCUGUGGGUGGGAAUGGGUGCUGCUCUUGGGGUUCCCAAGAAGCGGGGAUUUCUCGGGGAUGAUGAGAAGAGCCCGUGCUGAUCCCUGGGUGGGAUCAAGUUCCCCUCAGGAAUCUAGGAAACUCGGACAGAGGCCCUGUGGGGGCUUGUCCAACUGUGGACCUGGGAGUGUUUUGUCACUCGGCUGUAAAAGAGCCUUGAGGGAAAAAAAGAAGGGGAGGGGACCCUGCCACAGGGACCUGGAGGCCUUCAAGCCUGACUCCUCCUUUUACAGGCGAGGGGGGAACAGUUUUCCACAAAACCAUAGGGCCAGGAGUUGGAGGGAGGGAUUGUUGUUCUGCAUGGUCACGUGACACCGGGACUCCCCCCUAUUCCACAAUCCUUUCCAGGGAAACAUUAGUGAGCUGGAAGGAGCCUAGGCAGGGAGAACAGUGAUAUAAUGUGCCACACAGAAGGCAGUGUCAGCCACAACAAACAAGCAAAGCCUCUCAGACAAACAUACACAGUCUCACUCAGAGUCUCUCUCUCUCCCUCUCUCUCUCACACACACACACACACACACACACACACGCUCACUUACUCACAUACAUGUGCUUGCGAGUGCAUGCCCAGGCCUCAUUGCACACCCACCCCAGGGCCUCAAACGCGCCUCUGUGGCACUGACUUUCUGUCAUCUACAGGCCCAGCUCACAUCACCUGCUGGUACAACUUCACUGGGCACAGGUGUGGGGGAGGAAUGAGAUUCCUUGGACGAGGAGGGGCAUUUUCUAAAACUUAAAAAAGAAAGAAAGAAAGAAAACAAAGCAAGUCUGAAGUCCUCCCACAGACAGGCUCGUGCUCCGGGUGUGCUUUUGCGGGCCAGAAACUACAGAACUGGGAGUACUGCCAAGUGCUUUAUCAAAGGAAACAGCCCGCCCAACAGCUGGAGAUGGGCUCUUGCCAGCUGUGUGUGCCUCUCUGUCUCUCCUUCCCCUUUUCUCUCCCCUUCUCCUGUCUCCAUCCAUCUAUCUCUUGUAGCCUUGCACUUUGCGUUGGGAGAGCUCACAGACGGACUUCCUUGGACCACAGAGAGUGCUCUUGAUGCCGAGCAACUGAGCAAGAUCACAGCCCCAGCUGGGAAGGGGAGCAGCCCUCGCUAAGGAACGUACUGCCCAGAAGCUGAUCUCCUGGCAUUGGGCAAGGGGCUGCUGGGUAGUGGGCGCUUCUGCUGCAGCUGGAGCCUUGGGGAGAUACAGUAGAGUAGUCCCUCUUUAGCCUCCUUUUUGCCCACAGUGGGAGGUGGGUACCUGGCUGUGCUGUGUAUGUUGGCAGCAACAUGUUGUUUUCCAGCAACCUCAGCAACUUUGCCAUCCAUAUUCAUUAAUUAGUUAAUUACUUGGAUUCAUUUCUCUAAGCCUUGGGCUUCCCAGGGAGAGGAGACAAUGUGGGGUAGAGCGCUGAAGAGGGGUGUUCUCCCCUUCCUUUGGGGGUGGGGUCCCACUACCAGACACAAAGGAGAGUGAGGGCAAGGGUAACCUCCUGUGGCUUCAUCCCUUUGCCCAGCCAUAGCCCAAUUCAGGCUCACAAUUUGCCAGCUCAAGUGGCCAGCACAGCCCUGAAAGUUUGCUCCAAGCUGCAUUUGUAGAAGCAACCAUAUGGAUAAUGGUGCCAGCUGGAGAUGCCUAGUUCUUUGAGUGGCAGUGCUGGGCUCCAGGAGCUAAAGGCAGCAGCCCCAUCCCUGUUGAGGCCAGGAGACUUUGUUCUGUUUCCUAUCACAGCCUGCACCCCUGCCUCAGUUGACCCCUGGAGAGAGCUCAAGGGAAAACUAACACUUCUCCCACCAUCCUGGCCAUGCCUCAAGAUCAGAAUCCCUGUUGUGUUCAUUCUACAUCCCCAGUGCCUGCCACAUGCUGGGGGCUUAAAUAAUGGCUGGUAACUGGGAAUCUUUGGAAAAGUCACUUUAAAGCAAGUGGGAGGUGACAACUCGGUCUGUGGUUGCCACGUUGGGCUUAUUUCAUCUUUUACAGAGCUUGACUAAGUGAGUACUGGUGAGAGGGUGGGCACCCAUGUGAGGUGCUAUGGGGUAACCAGUAGGGGUGAGGUAGCAAACUGAGAUAAUCUUAAAUUCUGGUGUCUAGUGAGCAUUCUGCUGCCCAUCCUCCCACUCUUUCGCACCCACUCGCCCACCAUCAUGGUUCUUCUCCCCAGGCCAAUCUCUUUGAUCUUCCCUCUUGCCCCUCUCUUCUUUCCUUCUGAGUCUUGUACAAAUGGGCACAUUUGUAUGCUUAGUCACAAGUGGACCUGUAGUAUAAUGAGCACAGGGAUUUGAAUGCCUGUUCAGCCACUUGCUACCUGGUGUGACUUGGGGUAAAUUAUUUAGCCUCUCUGAACCUCAGAUUCUCCAUCCGUGAACUGGAGAUGAUAUGCAUAACACCAACCUAUAGAGGUUAAAAAAAAAAAAGUUUUUUUGGGGGGGAUGGUUAAUUGAGAAAAGAUAUAUAAAGUGCUUUGAAUAAUGUUUGGCACACCAUAGGUGCUCAACAAAUGUUAGCUACUGUUGUUCAUUGUUAUUACCUUGUGUAUGUGUUUCGAGGAUGUCUAUCACACAUAACUGGGCUGAUGGAAUAGACUAUGUGAUAAACCACAGACAAACCAGACCAGGACACUCAGAAGACUCCUUGGCAAUUCCGUUUGUCCAGCCCUGGCAGCCACAAUCCUGGGUAGAACAAGGUACAGAAGUUGAGAGUCCGCGGCAGAGUUCAACCCCUUAUCCCUGAUUCUCCCUAAUAGGGCUUCCCCUCAGGCCAUAGGACAGACUAGACGGCUCAUGGGCAUGGGACCAAAUGUCUUCUGGAAAGCUCCACCUUCCCCACAACUUCUCUAGACUCUGGCUUCCUUCCUGGCUUCACUCAGUUGGGGUUUUCUUUGUCUACCUUUCCACUCUACCCGAUGCCUUUACCACAUAUACCAUUUCCACAUUUCCCCUGGAGUGUUGUCAACCUUGAGUGUAUCUGAAAGGACCAGGCCAGGACUCUGAAGGACCGUUUCUAUCACAGCCUAUUUAUGACCAUCUCCCUGAGCACAAGUGUGUGUGUAGAGCCUGAAGCCUUGGGGUGCCUGUUCCUAUGUUUCCUAUGUAUGUUUAAAUCUUGUGACAUCAAGAUUUCUCAUUCCUAGUUCAAAUACUGAUUACUCGACCUACCAUGAGCUAUGGGUUCUGAGAGCUGGGCAGUCAGAAGGGUGCUGAUGUGGGCACUUACACGAUUUGUGAUCUAGGUCUUCAUGAAUGGAGGUUGUGGGGCUUGCCCCCUCCAGUUCCCUCACAGGAGUACUUCCGACGGUUGGCACCAGCAGCAUGUCAGCUGCAGGGAGCAAAUGGUGUGAGAGAAGAGAUCCCAGGUCUUCUUUGGCUAUGGCUGAUUCCUUAUUUCCUCUCCUUUCCCAGUUUGGGAGCAUUUGUUGCUGUCUGAAGGGCUGGGCAGUGCCAAGACCACAAUAAACAGCUUGUCCAGUACACACAAGCUCUUUGGACCCUGAAAUGUCAGCUGGCCAACUGGCUCACAGCUAGACCCUGCUGCGUGCCGUUUGCAUCCGGCCCCAACAAUGCCUCUCAGCACUUGUAGACUCAUGUGUCAUAGCAACAAGACUGGGGGGUGGAGGCCCCAUAUUGACCUGGCUCUAGCUCUGGGAAGCCAAGCUCAGGAGCCACACUUAGGGCUCCUGAUAAAAAUGACUGCCUUAGGGACCCAGCUCUGCUGCUUUCAAACCAGGAAAGUGGCCUCUCCUCCCCUCCCCCACCACUGGGCCUGGUCCCAGGGGCAGCAAACAGCCAGACUCCCUAUGCCCCAUAUGGCUGAACCAUUGACUGAUGUUGGCCAGAAACAUCUCGCCCAGUGAAAGCUAGUGGGGUGUGGGGUAUGCACCUCCAGGGGUACAACACAGUACAAAGGGCAAGAGAGGAGAGGGAGAAGCAGUGGGGUCUGGGGGCAAGAGUGCCAGGCCAGGAUCCAGGAAACCUGGGCUCUGCUCCCAGGCCCUGCCACCACCUCCCUUGGCGUCCUUGAGCAAGAUCAUCCAGAGGGCAGGGUUGGGGGGAGCAGGCACAAGGCCAACACCUGGCCUAGGAUAAGAUGAGCUGCAAAAUCUAGUUCAUGCACUCUGGAGGUGGGGUUGGGGUGUUUAAUCAGGAAAACUUUCCACUGAAGAGCUACUGAGCAGCCUUUAAAUCUCUUGGUGCAUCUUGACCAGCAAUGGAACCAAACUCAGGUGCCUAGGGAACAUAUCAGAAAAGAAAGGAUUGCUUCUUUUAACAUGUCCUAUCCUUUGCCUUGUUAGGGAGACCAACAGGUAGGGAUUUUCACUGCCAGGACUCAGGGCAGAGAGCACAGUUGUCCCUUACUUAUGGAAGGCCCUGGAAUUGUAUUCACUUCUGCCUUUUGCAGCCUCCCAGGACAACUUCCCUGGGGUAAGAUGUGAUGUUUGUCCCUAGUCUUAGGAGUUUGUAUGGAAAAAGAGUCUCCCAGCUCUCCAUUCCAGUGCCCAUGCUUCAGUACCCCAAUGUCCAGAGACUGACACCAUGACACAUGCCCACGCUCUAAACCUGCCUUCCACAUCUCAUCCCUGAGCAUCCUCUGCCUGAUAGCAAUAAAUCUGCUAGUUCAUCUGGCCCUGUACACUCAGUGAGAGCUCAUGAGAUGCAGUAGUCUUCAAUAGCGUGAAGCAGAGCUGACAGAACCUACCAGUGUCUGACAUAAAGUAGGUGCUCAAUAAAUAUUUGUCAGAUGAAUCCAGGCUAGAAUAACUUCAUAAUACUUUCAUAUAAAGGAUUGCAUUUAAUGGUAGAAACUUCAGGCUCUGUGAUGGGACCUGUUUGGAGGGGGGAGGAAGAAGGCCUUUUGUGACUGUGUAAAUAACAGUAUGGGGGCAACCACCCUUCAUGUACAUGAAAGGAAGGUAGGAUACAUCCAUUCAGGGGAAAGGAUGUCUGGGAAAAGGGCCAACAUCUGUACUCAGAAGCGUCUGAAGGCUUCACACACUUCCCAGAGAAGGAAGGCUCCAUAGUGUUGUCUAAUUGGCUCUCCAGUUGUUCUCUUCCUUAGUGAAGGCCCAGUGUGGUAAAGUUGGUCAUGGCUUAGCUUCCCAAAGCUCUACGGGAGCUUUGGGCAGCUUAUGGUUAUUCCACACCAGAUACCAGUUGUUAGGGUGUGCCUUGGAUCUGAUUAGCAUUGCCUGAGGGAGCCUGGGGGGACCACUUGGCCAGGGUCUUCACAAGUUACUCAUACCUCAACAUGCCCCCUCUCCUUCAGUUCAGGGGUCUGGGAGCUAUGGGCUGGCCUGUGCAAUUUCCCUUGCCAGAUUCCUGUGUUGUCUGUGCCUUCACAGCAGGGUGGGUGAGAAAGAGCUGCACAGGAGGGAAAAACAAACAGAGGAAAGGUCUCUGGGUCUGUUGACAUUGUAAGUGCUAUUGAUUUUAUAAGAUUUUUCCAUUGGGAGGACAGUGAACUGACCUCGUUUUGCAGCCAGCUCAGGCUUUGACGCCACUGUCUAGGCCAUGAACUGAGAACCCGAGAGGCUAUGGCUUUAUCUCAACACAUACUUGAUAGUCACCACUCUCAGCAAGGCCAGGCUGGGGCCUUUCUGGAUGGGACAUGGAGGAUGUGGGUGAUUACAGGCCUCUCUGCUCCUUCUACCUUUUCCCAGGGACACUGUAUGACCCUGGGUUCAAGCAAUCUUGAAUCUUGCUGGACAGCAGGGGAGGGUUACUUUUCAAGCAAGAAGGACUAUAGCAAUAAAGCUAUGACAGCAAAAGGGUGGUUGAAAGAGCACUGAACUAGGAGUUGGUGAUUUGGACUUGAGUCCCAGCAGUGCCACUAAUUAGCUGGCUGUUUUCAAGCAAAUUACUUCCCCUCUCCUGGUCUUAGUUUUCUCAUCUGUUAAGUGAUAGGUGGAAUGAAAUGAUCUCUCAGGUCACUUCCAGCUCUCAAAUCCAGCAGGUCUGUGGCAAAUGCAGAAGUUAGGAAGGAGGAGGAUGAAAAGGAGACAGAAAGUAGGGUCAUUAAGUUUAUGUUAAUGGUGGUGGGAUGAUUUAGAAAAGGAUAGCAAGAAUGGUGCACAGCUCAAACUAUGUAGUUUACGUCACUAAAUUGUACAUGUAGAAUCUACUGCAAUGGCGUCUGUUUCAUUAUAUGUAUUUUCAUGACAGUAAAAAUAAAAAAGAAGAGAGGAAGGAACAAGGAUGAAAAUAAAAUGAGGGAACUGAAGUAGAUGAUCCUCAAGAUUUCUUCCAUCUCUUUGAAUACGUAAGAAAAAAAAAAAAAGGUGGUCAGAAGAAAACAGAAGAUGCUAAGUUGGUCAAAGGGGAAAAUUGCAUGUUCAAGGAAGAAGCCAGCUGGCGCGGAUUAGGCACUUAUGCCAGGGGAAAAGAAGGAUGGCAUUCCCAGGGCAAUAGUGGGCUGAGAAGAAGGAGAGGGAGGAGACUAUGAAGAAAAAGGCAAAGCGAGGUCAUCUCAAAGAAGUGAUUGGAAAAGACAUCAAUGCCUGUUUGGUGUGAGAGGGCUUGGCUUGGUUGGACGGCACACUGGUGAGGAACCACCUCCUGGCAUGGAGGACCUAAGUGGGUCUCUGAUCAGACAUGGAGGCUGGUGGCAAGUGCUACAGUAGAUUCACCAGAAGGCGAACCCCAGGUGGAAGGUGAGGAGGUGGAAUGCUUUUAAGUUGUCAGGACUUCUUCACUGGGGAGAAUGUGGUCACAAGGGCCCAUCAUUAAGUCUUUGUUUUAUACUCAUCACAUAUCCCUCCUGCCUGGGAGCAGAGGUAGAGUCUGAACAAGUGUGGAAACUGAGACUCCAAGAGGGGAUUCAGCCUUCCUGGAAUCAUGUGACAAUUUCAUGGCAGGGAUAGGGACAAAAUCUGCUCUCUCUCCUGAUUCGGAGCCCAGUACUUUGCAUGACCCCUACCCCAUCCAGUAAAUGCUCUUAAACAAAUCCCUAAUUGUAAUCGAAUUUUCUUAGAGAAAAGUGGAGUGAAGAAAAACCAAUUCCAAGUAACUGAUGGCACCUGAUGGACCUUUUGGCUGGCAGGGCCCAUGCUUGGGGCAGGGGCAGUGCAGGCUGGGUAGAGGUAAAGGGUGUGCAUCUUUAUAGUCAACUGGGCUCUGAAAUCCAAGCUCUGGUUGUGUGACGUUGGACUAGUCACAACUUCCCUGAGUUUCUGUUUCCUCAUCUAUCUUCUGUAAAAUGUGUGUGUUUUACAUAGGGUGGUUGUGAGGAAUAAAGGAAAAAAUGCAUGAAAAGUGCUUGGCACAGUGCCUGGUACACAAUAAACGCUCAACAAGUGGUAGUUAUUAUUAUUACUCCUACUACUAAUGGUAAUAAAUGUGAUAGUUUGUGAUCUUACCAACCUCCUCACCCCCACCAAAGACAUAGAAUCUGUACCUACUGACUGUCCUCUUCUCUCACUCACCUCAGAGUCCCUGCAACACUUCAGUUGCUUAGCCUUGGGCCUCUAAGACCACCUUCUUCACCUCUAUUAUGGGACUGGCAUUCCCAGAUGGCCUCUUCAGAGGUUCUCACCCCCUCCCAACCUGCCUGCCAACUUGGAGCCCCAGUGGCAGGCAGAGGGAGGGAAACAGGUGGCAGGGCCAACAAAAUGAGGCCAUGCAUUCCCGCCCUGUCACCAGUUCCCUGGCAAGGCCUAGCAAGGUCACCUUUUGCUUCUAGUUUUCUCGGGUUGAAAUGAAGCCCUGAGCGGGCAUUUGGGUGAGAGCAAGGGUUUUGCUCCCACAACUGGGGAGAACCUCUCUUUUAAAUAUUUUCUAGACCAAGCAACAUUCCAGCCAAAAGGGAAUGCCAGGGUCUUAGAGAGGAGCAGAGUUAUUCGAUUGAUGUUGUGCUGAGGUGGGCCUCAUUCCCUUUCCGUAGGCCAGGUGCCCUUAAUUGGGGGAGGGAACCUGUCUUCAGGUCUCAUCAGGUAAGAAGACUCUUGGGUGUGGCCUUGUUGGGGGAACUGAUUGCUUGUGCUGGGAAAUUCAGAGUGUGCCCCAAACUGCUCCUCAGCCUCUCACCCCUGGGGGAAAGGUGGGGACACCAGAGAAACGGUGGCACAAGGCCAGGAAGGCCUGAAAUCACGUUCUAGUGUGCAGGUCCUAGAGAUAAAGCAGCCCAGCCCAUUCUCUGGGUUGAGAGGUGAAGGGGAAGAUGGGUUGGAAGACCAGGUGGGUGGGGCUUGCUGAACCUAGAGGUGGAGCAGGCAAUUGUCUAUCUGGCAAGAUUUCAGGGGCCCCAGAGCAGACUCCACCCCCCAAAAUUUCCCCCAUUACAUGUAACCAGACAAUGGUGUAUUUCUGGACCCCAUGCUGGGUGUUCCGAAUUGUGUUCAGCCUGUGUAACAAUUCAGCAGGUUCAGCCUUUACCCGCCCCCCCGCCCCGUGUCUCUUCCCCUUAAAAGAUUUGAUAGGAAGGGGCUGAGGUCAGGCUGGGAAAGUGGGGUCAUUAGGCACACAGAUGGCUCUGGGCAGCCUGACAGGGAGGCCUGAGGGUGACAAGAUAGCUGGUGAGGGGCACAGGGGUGGGGCAGGAAAUGUUCUUAAAGAGGUGCACAGGAGACCAAAUUUGGCUAAGAGCCAAGCCUUGGAGGCGAGACAGAAGAUGGGACAGAGGAUAGGGGCAGGUCUAAGGCACACAGGUGCUUUUUGUGAAGAGGGUUCUACAAUGUAAUCUGAAUGAGUCCUUCAAGUGCAGCAGGGGUUGGGAGGCAUAAUAAUUGCUGACAUUUGUCCCAGGACUUUGCCAUUCAGCAAGCACCUUCAUACCUGCACAAGGUCCCUAAUUUUCCUAACAGCCCUGUCAAGGUGGGUAGGACAGGGAUAAUUACCUCCAUUUGACAGAUGAAGAAACAGAGAUGCAGAGAGAUUAAGUGACUUGCCCAGGGUCACACAGUUUUAAUGGCAGAGAUGGGACCAAAACUUUGGUCUCCUAACUCCCAAGGCAGUGAAGGCUAGAAUUAGCCUAAUGAGUACCCAGGUAGCCACCCCCAUUCAUAGUUAUUUCAGGAAUUCUGGGAAGGACCUCUGCCCCAUGAAUAUCUCUGUUCCAGCUCACUAAUACUUGAAAUUUUACUCUUAAAGAUUUAUUCUUUUGAACUGGAAUUUUGGCCCUUGUUAAAACAUGAAAGGGUACUGAAGGAAAGAGUAUGUGUCGGGGGUGCCCACCUUAGAAAAAUGCCAGAGGGUACUCCUCGGAGAGGGACUAGGGGGUGGAGUGGGGUAGGGGAGGGGGUGUGCUGGGAGGGGAGGGGAGGCAGCGAGUGGCAGACCUCACCGUUUUUGCAUAAGGAAGGGAGGAGUUGCGUCAGUGUGUGAAGGCAGGCAAUGCAAGCAAGGAAGAAGGGGGGCAAGCUUGCCCAGAAGCCUGCCUGAGAGAGCUCUAAUGGGUGACUGCAUUAGCCCCGACACUGAGUCCUCGACACUGAGUCCUCACAGGGAGGUAAGGGGAGAAUUUCCAUGUAGGCUUGGGGGAGAGGGGAGAGGAGGGGAGGGCAGUGCCUAGACAAGGAAGCAGGUUGGCCUAAGAAGCUGUGAUUGUAGAGGGUGGGGGUGGGGGAAGCUAUUCAGGGAACUGGCCUGGAGCCAGGGGCCAGUCCCAAGAGGGUGAGUGGAGGCUUCAGAGCUCUGGGCCCCAUUCCAACUCCUGACCUUGAGUCACCAUGCAACUUGGCACUUUUCCUACCUCAGCCCAGACACCCAUCAGGUCUCUGUUAUCUUGGCUUCCCGUUUUACAGAAAACUGUGUAAAAGUUACUCUCCUGGCUCCUCCUCCUGGCUGACCGUGCUCUUGUACAGUUCCCGUGCCCCCCCCCCGCUCCGCCCACCACAGCAUCCUGCAAGCCUCCUAUGGCUCAUGGAAGCUCUUUCCUGCUGCCUUUAGUCCCAGAGGCUGCCCCUCCUCAGUACAAGCUGCCCCUGCACCCCAUGUGCACAAACAUGACCUGGUUCUGACGGCAAGAGCCUGAAGGCCUCACCCAACCCUUGGCCUAGGCCUGUUGACUCAUAGGUACAGCUGUACAUAGUUGCAUCUGAGGAGAUCAAGGCAGAGACUAUUAGAACUGGCAGCAAACUUGGAAGUCGCUUUUGCCUUUCAUUCAGUCAGUCAUUCAAUUGUUUCUUUUCUGGAGCAGGUACUAUGUGCCAGGCACUGUAGUAGGCACUUGGGAACUCCUGGCUGCAUGGAACUCCCAUUCUAAAUAGGGGAGACUGUCAUUCAUCAGAUAAGCAUCGAAAUAACUACAAAUUUGCAGCCCCAGCCCUCCCAUUUUACAUUUAGGGGAAAGUGGGGUCCAGAAUGGUUACAUGACUUCUUCUAGGGUUCUGCUAGCCAAGGGUAAAACCAGGCCAGAACCCAUGUCUCUUGACUACUCUUCCAGUGCUCUUUCCAACAUGUUCUGGAAAGAACACAACACAAGGGUAAGAGAGUAUUAUUUAUUGUAUUAUUUAUCCCUACACGCAGAUGUGGCCUACUUGGCAAGAUUUGAAAAACAAUCCCCUCACUGCUGCCUCCUCCCCCCGCACACACCUGAUGGUUCCCCCUAUAACCCUCCAUACCUAAAAUUAUACCAUUGACUCAGAUCUUUGGGUAAAGCCCCUGUGAUCUGAGGGAGGAAAACCCAUUAAGCUGUUAUUUGCCAUUUACACAGAUUUCUUGGAUCUGUCCUUUAGGGUUGUCCCAAAGGACGGGUAUGUUUGAUGUGGGGGGAGGGAAACGGAGAGUCUUCCUUAAAGGAGCAUUGCUAGAGAGGACAGGGCCUGGCAGUGGGGGACCACAGGCAGCAGGAGGGCACAUGUCGCUUGAGGGGACAGGCAGGAGGAAGUUACCUGAAAAGGAAACAGGAAGGUUCUGAAGACAAACUCCUAGUUCACAGUUUAGCCCGGGGGCCAGCUUUGCACAGACACCCUGAUCAGUGACAUUCUGUUUCAAAAUACAUGUUUACAUUUGGUCUUUCCUUACGCUAGAUUAUACUGAGUCUUUUGUCCCUUCCCCAGCCUGGUGUCUGGGUAGUUUGUACUGAUUUGUAGUUCCUGAGGGGCCUUCCCUGAGAAUGGUUGAGCAGCUUCCCUUAAACAAUCUGCCAGUCUCUGAAUUGAAAUGCAGAUCAAUCCCAACCUGGCAUGGGAAGGGGGGGGGUCUCUUCCAGGAAUCGCUUUGGGAAUCCUUUAGUCAGUGGAAAGAACCAGCCCCAGCCCGAGGGCUUCCCCAUCUUGAGCCUAAUAAGGGCUUGUUUCAGAUUCCCGUGCAGGGUUCAGUGGGAAGGGACAUUGGUGCAAGUUCCAUUCUCUGCCUGGCACAUAGCCUUGCCUGGAAAUCUUCUAAAAAUAAAAAGCAGUACCCAGCUAGAGACAGCCCAGCACUUCAGAAUCACAGUACAAGGGUUCAAAUCUGAUCUCCACCACUUAAUAGCUGCGUGAUUCCAGGCGGGUCAUUUAACCCGAGUCAAUGUUUCCUCAUCCACACAAUGGGGCUAAUGAUAAUACCCAACUCCUAAGACCAUUGAGGAUCCCUGGUGGCGCAGUGGUUAAGGGCUCGGCUGCUAACCAAAAAGUCAGCAGUUUGAAUGCACCAGCUGCUUCUUGGAAACCCUAUAGGACAGUUCUACUCUGUCCUAUAGGGCCGCUAUGAGUUGGAAUCGACUCAACAGCAACGGGCUUGGUUUUCGGCAAGACCGUUGACAAUAUAUAUAAUGCUCUUAGUACAGUGCCUGCUAAGCAGCCGGUACAUGGGAGGGGGCCAUGUUAUUAUUUGGACCAGAUAGGAAUUUGAGAUCUCCCAGUGAUAGGUCAGAACCUAACAGCUGCGAAUCCCUGCCUUCCUGUUUAAUGGAGAUUUUCAUGUGUCAGGUUUGCUUAAAGCAAGGCCCACCGGCAGGGCAUUCCCCUCAUGGGUGAUUCAUGGGUGGGAUGCAUUCCACCCACCUAUUUUAAGCUGUUCUACAUUUUCUUCCCCCUGACAUGGACGUGUUUACACAGGGGAGGACAGUCCCAGUCAAAACAAGAUGAAAAUACACUGCUGGCUGGGAGCCCCCGGCUAACUGGUUUCAGGUCCUCUCUCAGCUGUCAGCACCUCACAACAGGGCCAUGGGGGGUGUGUAGGGGGGGGAUGCCUACCCCUACUUCCCGGCCUCCCUCCAUCAGCCCAGCUCAGCCUGGUGUCAGGCAGUCGGCCAUCACCUGGCCAAGCUAGAGGGGGUCCUGAGGCUGAGGCUUUUCCUGAGUUUUACAAGCAAAAGAAGGAAGGGUGCUGAGGGGAGAAGGGCUACCCUUACCAGCCCUGGUGUGAGUAUUGUGUCUGCUGCCAGGGCCGCCUGGUGCACAGACAGAGAAGUCAACUGCCAACACAGAGUGAUGGAAAAUGGCCAGAGAAAGCUCCUCCACUGACCUGCCCUAGUGCCUUGAAUUCCCCCAUUAGACUCAUUCCUUUGGGUUAACAGGAGGCUCCUGGUAAAAGGAAAUUACCCCAGGAACCAGGAACACGUCAACCCUUUAUCAACCCUGGACCCUUGUUGGUGAUCCAUUUCUCUGCUAUAAAAAAUUCAUUGCCAUCGAGUCAAUUCUGACUCAUAGCGACCCUAUAGGACAAGAGUAAAACUGCCCUCAUAGAAUUUCCAAGGAGCACCUGCUUGAUUUGGACUGCUGACCUUUUGGUUAGCAGCCAUAGCUCUUAACCAUUAUGCCACCAGCACUCCUUCUCUGCUAUGCCACCUUAUAAAUGAAAAAGUAGUGCUUGAGGAGAUGUCCAGUGAGAAUGUUUUGAUGGCUAGCAAAUGGGGUCUCCUGGCCAGGGGGCACUGAAAUGUCCCCAAUUUGCCCAAGGCAGCCUUGCUGCUCUUCACAGCAUCUUCAUAACUGUUUGCUUUUAUUUACCAAGAAGAGAGGGAGGAAAAAAAAAUCUCCUUUGCCAUAAACUCUACUACUUUUAGACCUACACAUUCAGAGGCAGUUUGGUUCCUUUUUUCUUUCUUUACAUUAAAAGAAUUUUUUUAUUGUGAUAGAAACCCAGUGCCGUCGAGUCGAUUCCGACUCAUAGCGACCCUACAGGCCAGAGCAGAACUGCCUGUGAUAUUGUGAUAGUAUAUGUAUAUAUAUAGUGAUAUAUAUUAUUGUGAUAGUAUAUAUAUAUAUAUAUACAUAAAACAAAAAAAUUGCCAUUUUAACCAUUUUUAGUUACAUUCACCAUGUUGUAUGACCAUCACCAUCAUCCAUUUCCAAAUGUUUUUCAUUACCCCAAACAGAAACUCUGCACCCCUUAAGCAGUAACUCCCCAUCCCCCCUCCCCCAGCCCCUGAUAACCACUAAUAAACUUCACUUUGUAUGGAUUUUCCCAUUCUAGAUAUUUUAUGUAAGUGGGAUCAUACAGUGUCCUUUUGUGACCAACCAACUUCACUCAUCAUAAUGUUUUCAAGGUUCAUCUGUGUCAUAGCAUGUGUCUGAACUUCAUUUCUCUUUAUGACUGAAUAAUAGGCAGUUUGGCUUCUUGACAGCAAGUCCAGAAAUAUUUGGGGACAUUAGCCUGUCCCCUAAAAGCCUUAGGCAGCCGGGAUCCAUUGUGAUGCCCCACUGAGGCAGGGCCCCAUCAAGUCAAUGCUUAGCUAGCCUAGGCCACUUCUCCCAGAAACCCCACACUAUUCAGGAUCCCUGGUGGUGCAGUGGUUAAAUACUUGGCUACUAACCAAAAGGUCAGUAGUUUGAAUCCACCAGCCAUUCCUUGGAAACGCUAUAGGACAGUUUUACUCUGUCCUCUAGGGUCGCUAUGAGUUGAAAUGGAAUCCACUUGACCACAACAGGUUUGUUUAUUUUCUUUUUUUUCCUGAGAAAAACUAAGCAGUCUCCCUUCUGAGAAAGACUUUAUUUUAAUAGAGAUCCUCAAAACUUCAAAACCAAGGGUGACAUUAAUGGUGAGAAUUUCCUUUAUUUUGGCAGAGGUGGGGUUUAGUUAAGAGGGUUUCUUUUACCUCCCCUCCCUACCAUCAUUCCAGUUAGAUGGCUGUCACUCAGAAAAUCAGGCCUGCCAGCCUUAAAUCCCUUUUUGAUAUCCCAGCCAGCUGGGACUUGGCUGCCCUGCUCCUGGGCUUUAUUACCCUCUACUGUUCCCUGGGAAACCCUGGUGGCACAGUGGCUAAGUGCUACGGCUGCUAACCAAAUGGUCGGCAGUUUGAAUCCACUAGGCGCUCCUUGAAAACUCUGUGGGGCAGUUCUACUCUGUCCUACAGGGUCACUAUGAGUCGGGAUCAACUUGAUGGCAAUGGGUAACAGGUUACUGCUCCCUGCGGGUGACCUGUUCCCAACUGACCUAGCCCCUCUGGCUAAAGACAGAAACUGACCAGUGUCCCAGCGUUAGCAGAGAACCAGGAACACACACACAAGUGAAUUAUCCAUUUUAUUUAAGAGCUUGGGCCUUGGUUCCAGGUCUUUAGUGGCCAAUUACUCAAUUAAACUGUGUUUGGGUUUCCCAAGUAUGUUUGAUUUGCGCAGGUCUUUGGUAUUUUUAACUGCAGCUUCUCUCAGACAAUGAUUGCCCCCCAAAUUAAGGUAUUAACAGAAAGCCGAUUCUUGAAUGUAUGUAUAGUUCUUUCACCACGGGGUCAUUAGCAAACGUCUAAUACUAACCCAAUCCUUUUAUUUAUUUAUCAAGCACAUAUUCACCACAUCCAUAUACUGUGUGCCAGGCUCUGGCCCAGUCCCUGGGGGCAUAGUGGUGAAUAAGACCAGCCCAUGCCCUUACAGAGCUUAUAUCGUACCUGGGUGGUAAAAUGGUUAAUGUGUCCAGCUGCUAACUGAAAGGCUGGAGGUUUGAGUUCAUCCAGAGGUGCCUUGGAAGAAAAGCCUGGUGAUCUACUUCCAAAAAAUCAGCCAUUAAAAAAUCAUAUGGAGCACAUUACUGCUCUGACACACAUGGGGUCACUACAAAUGAGUUGGAGUCAACUCAACAGCAAUUGGUAAGGAAGCCAAUCAAUGCUCUUCUGAGGCUUUGCCCUGCCCAAUUUCAGUCACCAUCUUAUUCAGUCCCACUUAAAGGAAUAGAGGUCCUGAUGCUUACUAUUUGUAUCAUCAGAGAAGCUCUUGAGGUCAAAACAUUGUGGAAAUUAGAAGUCCUGUAUAAAUGGAAAGAUUGCUAAGACAUUCAAGAGAAAAAAUGGAAAUGCUGACUUCAUUUUAACAUCAGUCCCACAAACUGUCCCAUCCCCAUAAGCAGUGUGGAUAACUUGGGAGACAAUGAAAACAAGAACUGAAACUGGACAGAAGGUUAGAAAUGCUAGACUUUGAAACAAUGUUAAAAGGGCUGCUCAUUUGGAGAGCCAUUUUACCAGCAGUGUUUGGGACCCGGGCCCUUAGUCAUCAUGGAGUAUGUUGCAUUCACAUGGCCCUUCUCACUCUCCAAAGGACUCAGUUAUGCCGUAUACAAGGUGUCCAUAAAGUCUGGAAACAGGCAAAUAUAUAUAAUGUCAUCAAGGACAUCUUCAAUCUGUAAAAAAAAAUAAAAUGAUACUGUCUCUGUUUCCAGACUUUAGGGUGUCCAUAAACAUAUACACCUGGUGUGAUGUGUAUGUUGGAGCGGGUGUGUGUUGGGGGGGGUAUUAUUCCCAUUUCAUGGAUGAGGAUCUAGCAGCAUAAGGCGUUCAGGAGACUUCUAUGAGGUUCUCUAGCUGCCUAAUGGCCAAGAUAGAAAAAGAACUCUGGCCUUUUGACAUAUAUUCUUCCCACCUGACCAACUUCAGAGAGCACCUCCUCUCACAUAUGCACUCAGGGAGUUGCUCUCAAUCCUUCUUAUCAUUACUAUAUGUCUGAGGGCUCAGUACCAGCUCUGUGGGCCAAGCCCAUUAUUGCAGCAGCCUGUUGUUGGAGAGAAAUCUCCUGGUGACAUGACAGAUGUCUUCUGGAUUAUCUCCUAACCGUGCUCAGGCCCUUCAUUCCCCCAGAUGUCCAAGGAGUAUAGGCGAAACUCCCCUCUUCUCAAAUGCUGACUAGUAAAUGUCCAUGCUUGGCUGUUCCUCAGUUUCCAUAUUUACUUUAGCUCUUCUGUAACUCUGUCAACAAACUCCAUGGUAUUAUUAGUUUUAGCAAAUAACAGGAUGUCAGAACUGUUGACCGCGAUUUGUUAGUUUGCUGUUAGAACUCUAUCCCAGGACAUAGGGGCUAGUGUUCCUCUUGUUUUUUAAGGUGUAUGAACUUUGGCAAGAAGCCUUUCCUGGUCAGACCCACCACAUUCUGCUCAGUCUGUAGUCCGUUAAGCUUGCUCAUUCCCACAAAGACUCCGCCAACAAAGACCUAGGCACUUCUGUUUUUGCUUGGUGGCACAAAGACAUCUGUAAGUAGAUUUAAAAAAAAAAUCAUUGAAAACACUUUGGCUUUUCCAUUUUUGUGCUCUAUCCCUUACGUAUUGUUAUGGCCUUUAAAGAAGUCUGUACUUAGUAAGGUGACUUCAGUAUGUAACGUUCAUGUUGUUGGAAAGGGUUGGGGAGAUGGCAUUUUAGGGUAGUACUAAGAAUUUCCAGGACUUUGGCCCAAAAUAUCUUUCUCUUCUAAUCCCGUCCUCCAGCACUGACUGUCUCAAGGAGCAAGAGAAGAGGUUUAAAGGGUCACUCUGUUGUUGGCAGGCAACCAGGAAGUCCAGGCCUUGGGGGGAAGCACAGCCUUUGUUGAUUUAAGCCCCAAACCUAGCAGGCAGUGUAAAAAAAAAAAUUAAAAAAUACCCAAAGACAGGCGAAAUGUGCGCUACAGAGAGCUGUGAAUUCCCUGCCUGCUCCCCUCUGGGAGAGGGGAGUCAGUGAGUGGCAGAGGCAGCCUCAUUGCCAGGGAGGGGCUCCCAAGUGAGGAGGCCAGGUGACCAUGGUAGGGGCGGAUGAGCUUGAGGCUUGGAUCAGGGUAGGGAUGGGCAUGUUUGCAGAGAUCCUGGCAAGUCUUUGUAGUCAGCCCCAGUAGGUUCCCCAGGGGGGAAUGAGUCACGGUCCCUCCAGUUAACCUGGGAAUGGACCCACGUUUGACCGAGGUGGUGACAGCCAAGGGGCUGGAGGAGAGCUGACUUCCAUAGAUAGGAGGUUGUUGUUGUGUGCCUUGGAGUCAAUUCCGACUCAUAGCAACCCUGUAGGACAGAGUACAGCUGCCCCAUAGGGUUUUCUAGGUCUUUCUCUCGUGAAGAUGCUGAGCGGGUUUGAAUUGCUUAACCACUGCACCAUCAGGGCUCCUUAGAAGGGAGGUAUAAACCCAAAAAACCCAUUGCCGUUGAGUCGAUUCCGACUCAUAGCGACCGUAUAGGACAGAGUAGAACUGCCCCAUAGAGUUUCCAAGGAGCACGUGGUGGAUUUGAACUGCUGACCUUUUGGUUAGCAGCUGUAGCACUUAACCACUGUGCCACCAGGGUUUCCAGAACGGAGGUAUCGGCUGGCUAAUUGACCAAGCUGUGCUAAUGGAGAAAAAGCUGCCUCUCCCCGUUCUCCACCCUGAGUUCUUCUCCUUUCUGACCCUGAGAUGUCUGCUCCCCACAUCCCCAACCUCCCAGGCCGAGAGUUUUCACUGACAGCUGUGAAGUGUCUUAGAAGUAAUCUGUUACUCACAAACCCAAAAAAAUCCCCAACCAGUUGCCCAAACCAGUUGCCAUCAAGUUGAUUCUGACUCAUGGUGACCCCAUGUGUGUCAUAGGAGAGCUCCACUCCAUAAGAUUUUUAAUGGCUGAUUUUUCAGAAGUAGAUUGCUGGGCCUUUCUUCUGAGGUGCCUCUGGGUGGACUUGAACCUGAAACCUUUCAGUUAGCAGCCAAGCACUUUAGUCUUUAGGUGAUGCUUAAGUAUUUGUAACUGAUGGUGGCUGAAUGUGGCACCUUCCCAGGGCUUUUUGCAUUGGAAAAUAAUUCCUCAAAGUGUAAAGAACUCUAGGAGAUGCCAUUAAGACCCAAAGGAAUGAAUUGAUGACCUUUUUAGGCACCACAAUAGUCAAGUCAGGAAAACAGCUUUGACUGAGAGAGAAUUUUCCUCAUUGCCCUUCAAAUCACACUUCUCAUGUAGCCAGUCACAUAAGGCAUUUAAGCCAAGUCUGGCUCUAGUUAGACCUGUCCGCACAAGGAACCUGUGGGAAUCAUUUCUUAGGCGUUUAUAUGAUCGAUUGGACACAAAUGGUGCCUGUAUUUAUUUCUCCUUUAUUUAAAAGAGUCCAUUUGAGUGUAUGAUUGACAGCUUUGAAAACUGUUGUCCUGGCAGUGCCAGAACAUCCUGUCCCCAUUGUGCAGUGUGAGGCUUCAAGCUGGUUUCCUCUAUGCCCACCCAACUGCUACCCCGAGCUUCCCCUAAGACCCUGUCACCUAAGACACCUGCAUAGCAUAGAGUCAGAACAGAGAUCAUGGCUUUUGAUAGUCUGGCCUGGCCUAGAGUAUCCUGUCUUGCCAUGCCCUGUCCCCUUACUACCCCUUUGGGGUCACGAGGAAGCUUGGGGGGGGUGUGGCCGCAUGCGUGCAUAUGCGUGCACAUAUAACGACAACAAAGAGAGACCUGGUGUCCCUCUGCCUAUCUCUGUGAAUUAGACUGUGUGAAAGGCUCGAGAGGGUGUUUACAUAAAUAUGUGUGUGUUUCUGUGUUUCUUUCUUCCUGAUAAGGUGUGUGUAGUAUACCUUGUCAGCAAUUCUCAAACCAGGCUGGGAGGCCUUUCUUAACCCCUCCCAGCUCUCCUUUGAGUUCCCUGGCACUGUUCCCAUGGCUGGGGGGCCCUGCCCGGGGAGGAGCUGGCCCUGUUUCUCUCCUUUCUUUCUGUUCUGGGAGUAACGUGCCCCCCGGCCCCACUUGCCAUCCCCCUCACCCCAGCUGGGCUGCCUUCUUUCCAUCCAGGAAGCCAAGGGGGGUGGAGUGGCUGGCAAACUGGAGGCCCUUUGCAAUCUGCAGGGCCCCUCUUCACGAGUGCUACAGUUCCACAACAGAGGAUCAAGGAGCUAUCUCAAUUGAGCCCAUGGUGAAUAGCUGUGCUGUGAGGUAAGCAAGGGCCUCAGGAGUAUAAUAUGAGGGACCUGGGAAGCUCAUAAUGCUUACCCAUCAUGGCUGAGGAGACAGAGUGCCUGAAGAAAAGGCCAGCAUUAUUACCGUCCUUUUGCUUACCUGGGGAACCUGGACCACUUCAAAGGUCACCCAUUCUAUAGUGGGUCCCACAAUGGAAGCCAGGUGCAAUACCUCGGAGCCCCUGCCCUCUUCACAGGCCUCUUGUCUGCUGGCUCUGCAUCCUCAACGAGAUCCCUCCUGGUCCUUGUCCUCCAAGCAUUUCGAAUAGCCCCAAGUCCUUCACAUGCCACUCAAAGUAACCUUGGCAACUGCCAGAAAAAAAUGGCUUGAAAUUUUUUUUUCAAGCUCUUGUGGCUGCUCCAUAGAGCAUAAUGGUUGGGGAGAGGCCCUGCCAGUGUCUCCCUGGUGUGAAUAGGCUGGUGGAGGGCUGUGCAGACAAACAAACAUGGAGAGCAGCCAUGUUCUUUCUGCUUUCUUUCCCAGCCCCUGGGAAGGCUGCAGUGAGUCAGAAUUCCCAGUGGGUGGGCCAUGAUGGCAGUGAGGGGUUGGAGAGGAUAUUUGCCUGACUGAAGAUGCCCACCAGUCUGUGGUGGGGGAUGGGAGGGCAAGGUACCUUAGCACCUGCUUCUGAGAGACAUGGAACAAGAGUAAGACCAAGAGGAGCUGGUUAAAGGAGGAAGGCCAAGAAGUUGGCAGGUAGAGGCGAUCCCCAGGAUGAAGACCCUGACCGUUGAGAGAGCAAAGGCCUGUGCAUAGUUCAUUGGUUUACAAGCCCCUGGGGGUCCUGGAAGAGAAUCAGGGUAAGGGACCCUUCCAGGCAUGGCCUGCCACAACGUCAAAGCAGUGGUAGGUCCCCUAGAAACUCCAAGCUUUGCAGCUGCUGCGUUAUCCCCAUCUAGGUGGGCAUUAGCCAAAAGGCAGUGUGGCAAGAAGAAAAGCACGCCCCCUUCUGUGGACUGAAGUGAUGCCGGAGGACGGUAGUGGCAUGGCCCUUCCAAACCCCAGGCUACCCUCCUGAACACCCCACCCCUAAGCCCUAGGCUUUUUCCCAAAGCAAACAUUUCACUGAGGUCUAACCAGUAGGGAGACUUCUGAAUUUGCCGCAGACCCAGGAUAUUUUAGAAAAAAACCCACAAUUUUGGACUUGUACUCUCAGCUGUUUUUUUGUUGUUGUUGUUCGUUUGUUUUUUUUUUCUUUCCCUGAAAUGUGCCUUGUACUUUGAGUAGACAUUCAUUGAAUUGAAACUUUGAGUUGAAUUGAACGAUAACGGCAAUUAGUGUGUGUGUGGGUGUAGAUGUAUGAUUCCAUUUACCAAGGUUAAUUUUACAAAGGUUCCCCCCCCCCACACCCAGAAUUAUCUAUUUCAUACCUGAAGAUGGGUGAUGGGGAGGGUGGAAAAUGUGAAGAAGAUUCUAAAAAAUUAUGGAGAUACAUUCUCCCAGCAGCAAGGCAUAAAGGGAAGGGAGACAGGCAUAAAUAUUGACACAAGGUUCAUGAAAUUUAAGAUCCACUGAACUCAACUGCAUUCCUGGAUAAGGCUGCCAAUACCUGCAGUCCUGCUGAGAGUCCAGGACAAGCCCCACCCCAGUUAGUGACCGCAGUUGGGGUGAUAGAGGUGAUUCGACAAGACCAGCUUUUGACUCAAUGAGGAGGGAGGAUGGAAUGCCUCUUCAAAAUGGGUUUUUUUUUUCGGUUCUGCCUGUCAUCCCUAGUGUCAUUCGGACAUUGUUUGUGAAGCUCACAUGGGACCCUGUCCAGGAGGGAGCUGAAAGGCACAAUUCAUUGCUCUUGCUGUCAUUCAGUGCCAAGAUUUGCCCCAAAUCAAUUGCUAGCUGCUUGUCCAAAAGAGGCUCCAUCUCAGCCAGAAUUCUUCUGGGGCUCCCUUCCACCCGCCAUCACCUUCUGCAUCUGCAGCCACAUCAGUCCUCCCCAUUUUCCUGCCUCCCAGACUCAAGGUUCUGGGCCCUGGCCAUGCAGGGCAGUUCACAUGAGCCACAGAGAACAAGGCACUUUCUCGGUCACGGCCUUUCCUUCUUACAUCCUUCAUCCUGGACAUUGGGGAUUUUCCAUGAAGCCAAAGUAACCCUGCAAGCAGCAGUGGCCCUCCUGUCCAUAGUCUUCCACACUGGAGUGGAACCAGAAGGGAAGAGCAAAGAUAAGCAAGAAGCAAGGAAAAAGUAAAUUAUGGCAUUUCAGCCUCCUUAUUCCCCCAACCUCUUCAGAAAAAGGGACAAGUAAGUAAUUAGAACUAGACAGAGAUUCAGAUGGAAGGGGGCCGUGGCGGAGGGGGAAGUGGGGAGGGAUGUUUUUCAACCAUCCCAUUAAUGCUGCCCUAACGCUGUAGUGCUCAAUAUCCUUUUUGUAUUUCCUUUUCCAGCUCCUAACCCUGUGUUUGCUUUGUGGCUUGUCCCGCACCUCUUGCAUCGUGUCUCUUUCCGCUUCUCCUGACACAGGACCCUGUGUUUUGCUGGCGAUGUUGCCGAAUAGUUGGGUGGAACAUUCCCAAAGAUUAGAAAAGUAGAAAAGAAGGAAGACUUGCCUAUAAAUAGUUUCCUUCUGGCCGUGUGGUACACAAUGCUCUAAGUGUGACAAAAAGGGAAGUGAGAUGUUCCCCCUCAUCCCCACCCCCAGCCUACAGCACCCACCCCGAGUCUGCUCCCCACGCCUCCUCAGCGUGCUGAGAUCCUGUCCAGGGCAUCUGUUGCCCAGCCUUUGCCCAGUCUCUGUUCCUCUGUCCCGUGGGAACCCGAAAUAGGAAGGGCCCUUACCCUGGAGAGUCUGGCUUUUGAAGUGGAACAGACCAGUGGCAAUGUUGAGACACUUCCUCCACCUCAAAGGGAACAAGUAGGCUUCCAGGGGCUCCUGAGAUGGGGGGGGGGAGUUGGUCCCAUCCUCAUUAUGUCAUCCUCCAACUAGCAGGUUGCUCCUGAGAGAGACUGAGUCAGCUAUGUGUUUCUUUGCAAAAUCCCAUGGCAUGAGGGCUGGAACUGAGGGCCGGCAAAGGGCCUGGCUCAUCGGCUGUGUGCUGCUGUCCAGCCUACACUGUAAGUUGUAGGAUGUAAGAAAGGGAGUUUGGGAACACGGGGGCACUGGGCUGUGGAAUUCCUAGGCUACUAUUUCCUGUCUGGGAUCCACCUUCACAGGACACAAGGACACAGGGCUUCAAGGAUCAGCACUUCACUCAGUAAUGUUAGAUCAGAUCGUCGAUAUCAGGUACAGCAUAAACUUCCACUCACUGCAAGGUUUGGCCCAGCUAUCCUAGGCAGCGGAAUUUUCUGAUGUGCUGAGGUUAAGCAGAAAACUCUUUGGAUUCCUUCUCCCAGCUCCCAGCUACCCACCCCCAACUCCCCUGCCCUUGUAGAAAAUGUUUCUACUAUGUUUAAGUCCACUGUCUUCCUUUAGGAGCCGACCCUGGGGUCCAAUCACUGUUUGCUGAUGGGAGAUCUCACAGUGAUCACUCCCCACCAUGCAGAACUAUAGGUGGAGAGGGGAUGAGGGAUUGGCUGAGGGUGGGCUGGACCCGGGAUAGCCUUUCGAAGUUGUUUUCUUAAGCUAAAUCUCGUAUAUGAGCUUGUUUUCUUGUUGGUGGUCUCAGUCUCCUAAAAGCUGAGCACAGCAGGAAUAGGAAAAAAAGGAGUUAAUUAAGGGUGCCAGUGAGUGGGGCCCGGGAACUUGAGUUUUGAAGGGACCGUGAUUAGCAUUCCUUGACCUUAUUUCAAAUCUUGUAUACCCCAGAGGACUACAUAGUCCAGUCUGGGAGCCACCUGGUUGAAUUAAAAAAAAAAAAAAUUAGUAGGUCCUAUUUUUUUUUUUUAUUUCCUAGCAGUGGGUGGUGGGUUAUUUCCUAGAGAGCAAUAGCUUUCCUUGAGGGCUGCUUGGCUGCCUUUUGAAAUGACCCGGGUGAGCACAGCCCUCUUAGAAAAUUCAGUGGACAGACAGUUGGACAGUUUGGCUAGUCUUCUGGUCUCUCUCCUCCCCACUGCUCCUCCCUCCUGGCCUUGAGUGUCAGAAUGCUGGCACCCUGGGGGCACUUCUCCUACCCCUGCCCUUUUUUCUUCCUUGCUGUUCUGGCAGCUCCAUCCCAUCCCCCAACUGCCUCCACUCACUCAUUCCAGCCCCCACUCAUCCAAUAAGCAUCCCCCCUAACCUACCCCCUGCCCCACUGUUAAGUGUAGUAGGAAUAAACUUGAUCUGUAGGUCAGGAAGCCCCAGACUGGAGUCCCAGCUCGGCAGUUUAUUAGCUGUGCCACCAUGGGCAAGUUAGUUUUUCCAAGCCUCGGUUUCUUCAUCUGUAAAAUACUGGUGACAGUGCUCACACUGCAAGGUUUGUGGUGCAGCCAGCCCAGUGCUUGACCAGAGCUGAUGCUUGGUUAAUGGUAGCUGUUGUUGUCAACAAGGCUCAAACUCAGCUUACUUUUUCACUGAAGUAUAAUUAACACAGAGUCUCUGGGUAGUGCAACUGGCUAAGCACUCAACUGCUAACUGAAAGGUUGGAGGUUUGAGUCCACCGAGAGGUGCCUUGGAAGAAAGGCCUGGCAAUCUGCCUCUGAAAAAUUAGCGAUUGAAAACCCUAUGGAGCACAGUUCUACUCAUAGGGUAGCCAUGUGUUGGAAUCGGCUCAACUGGUUUGUUUGUUUACUUAUUAUUGUCAGUGAGUCUUGAACUCAGCUUACUUUUUCACCGAAGUAUAAUUAACAUGGAGUCUCUGGGUGGUGCAAUUGGUUGAAGACUCGGCUGCUAACCGAAAGGUUAGAGGUUUGAGUUCACCCAGAGGCACCUUGGAAGAAAGGCCUGGAAAUCUACUUCUGAAAAAUCAGCCACUGAAAGCCCUAUGGAGCAUAGUUUUACUCUGACGCACGUGGGGCCACCAUGAGUCGGAAUCAAGUCAAUGGCAUCUGGUUAACUGGUGUCCAUAUAAGAAAGACUCUGCCAAAGGAGUCGAUUUUCUUCUGUGUCCUGUUUUCCUGGCAGUGUUCCACCCCCACCCCCACUCCCACCAAGCCAGCUUAUUUCUCUCUCCCCUUUUCUUCUCAUCAUCUCCCUUGGAAUCUUGGGGUGAGUAGCAAUUGUUAUUUUGGGAAAAAUUGACGAGCUAAUGAAAGGUCACUUCAGAGACUUCCUGCACCAAGAAAGCUCUUAUGUGUUGUAGAGGACAGAUUAAUGUCUUAGGGAAUUCCAAUAUCGAUAUCAAUUAAUCUCCUGAUUUAAGAAGUUCUUUUUCUCAGCUAAUGUUCUGAUGAGAACACACUGCUUACUUCCAGCACCAUGUCUAGAGAGUUUGUGUCCUAAAUGUUAACAGAAUGUCCUGAGUUUGGGAUCGUCUCCCACCUACAACUGGGGUGAAGAAAAACCUAUGCUAUGCCAGCGUGGUAGGUUUGCUUAGAUCUAAUUGUCAACCCUUUGCAAAUAGAAUGGUGGUUGUGUGUUAUCACCAAUUGGAUUCAGUGGGAAUCCCAAGUCAUAGUGACAAAUGUUGGCUGCUCAGUGGCAUAACUGCACUGACAACCUGGAGAAAAUCAAGGCCUUCAUACUGGGCUUGACUAGGGCCUUGGCCAAGAUGUCGGUGCCAGGCACCUAGUUAGGGGAAAUAUCCUGAAGCAAGUAAUAAUUACCUUGUUUGCUGAUAAGAAGCCCCAGUACUUUUCCAAUAGCAUUGGGGUAUUUCUUUAGAUCAUAGCCUGUGGAGCACUGAUUCAAGGGUACUGGCCUUAGAUUCAUCGAAACUACUGUAUGUGUGGUGGAACUCAAUGUUCUCCUUAUGGCCUCGGGUUGGUGUAAAUGAUACCCCUAGUUGCAUCACCUCUCCCCUUGCCCUGCCCUGGUUGCUCAUUCUGGCUGCAAUUCUGCUUUUGUCCACCAGGAGGCCUCAUUCAGGAAGGCGCAGGACAGAAGGACCUUAAGCCUCAUGCCUUUUUUUUUUUUUGUUCUGUUUUUAAGCUUGAGGCUGAAAAGAAUGAAAACAUUUUUGAUGGAAAUCUAUGUAACUCUUUACUAGGAAACACUAAUCUUUUUACAUUUCUUGUGCUUUGGAAUCUUUUUUUUUUUUCCUCCUGGAGGACCAACCCUCCCAUGAUAUGCCUGGACCCUGUCACAGGGCAGGUGUUCUCUAGGGAUGGUUUGUAGUUUUGUUGUCAUUUGCUGUUUAUAUGAAUGUAACAAAAUCUUGAAAAGAAAAACAUGGACAUGAGACCCUGAAUAGUGUUGAAUGUAUUUUCUUUGCAGAAUAGGCUGUGGAGACCAGGCUGGUAUAUUGUCAUGUGCCUACUCCCCUCCCCUGCCUCCUCCCCACCUCCAGCACCCACCUAGCCCCAGUUGCUCUCAUCUAUAUGUUCACCCACUCCGCUGAGGUCCUGAACACCCUCUCCUCCAUGCACAUGCAUGCACACAUUAGCUCCCGAGCUAAUAGAAGGAGGAGGCAGUAGAUUGGUGCAGGCUGGUGAGCCAGCUGGCUGGGUGAGGAGACAGCUGAGCGGGUGGGAGAGUGAGCCUGUAAGUGACAAAGUAUGUGUGCAGGAGAGAGGCUGAGAGGGCAGGUAGCGAGAAGGUGAGACUCCUGACAGUGAGGGUGGGUGACUAGGGAGUGUUGGAGCCAUCAGGGUAUGCUGGUUGCCACCUCAAGAAGAGCUUUGUAAACUGGUCCCAGCGCUGCCCUCUACUGAAUGUUUCUACCUCCUGUUAUAGCAUUUGUGCUUAUUUCUCUAGAAAUCAGCAAUCUCUUAGGUUCAGCUCCAGUUUGGUUUUUACCAAUCUGCAGAGCCCUCUUUGGAGAUGCCAGUUGGCACAAGAAAAGUGCUGAACUGUUUACAGUUCCAGCCGAAGGUUCAGGGAGGGGAUGUGGUUUAACUGGGCCACAAAGCCCAGUACAGGACUCAUUUGCAUGGCCCCUGACGCCAUGUGACGCAGCCGGCUCCUCCUAUAUAAAGAAGUAGAAGCCGAAAUAUCUUCGAGUCUGGGUUGGACUGGCGGCUGUGGAGUUUGUGACACGCUAGGUGACACCCCUCGAGUCACUUCCCCUUCAACUCCAGCUGGACCGCCUGCUUGACUUUGGGUCCGCUCAGCAGCCUGCGCCCCACUCCUAGCCCCAGGCCGGCCGCGCAGAGCCCAGCCCCGUGCAGCACGCCCACAGCCGCAGCCGCCCAGCCCGGCCCAUAGCUGGUCCAGAGCUCCCAGGCCGCCCGAACCAUGAGCACUGAAAUGUAUCAGACCCCCAUGGAGGUGGCGGUCUAUCAGCUGCGCAAU